Molecule: messenger RNA, 46755 nt
Organism: Podarcis lilfordi (Lilford's wall lizard)
Lineage: Eukaryota; Metazoa; Chordata; Lepidosauria; Squamata; Lacertidae
Source: the annotation of a GenBank genome assembly
GAGGCCCGCCAGGGGGCGCUGGUUGCCGGCAGCUGAGGCGGCCUCGGAGCGGGCGAGGGAGCCCAGCCAGCCAGGAGAGGAGGCAGUCCUCGCCGUCGGGAACAGGCGGGCAAGCGGGAGGCCGGGCAGGCGCAGCGCUGGCCUUCCUUGAGCUCGGGAAGAGGCCUGCCCGGGAGCCGAGCGAGGGGAGCCUCUCCGACAUGCAGGCCCGGCGGCGCUCGCUGCUGCCGCCGCCUCCCGAGGUGAGUAAGCUGCUGGCCGCCUCCCGAUUUAGCCGGUCUCCGCCGGGCCGCUAAGGCCGGGCAUCCUCUCCCAGGCCCCUGUGGGGCGGCGUGAGAAGGGAGCCUCUCUUGGUAGGGGGCCGCCCCACGGCUCCUGAGGAGAGGAAGCUGGGGGAACCUUCCGCCAGAGAGGGUGGCCCAAAAGGGGCGAGAGGCGACAUAACUGGGGGUCGGAGCGCGUUCGUCCACAGCACACCUUGGGUCAGUUCCGCCGCCCCCCAACCUUAGGGGCGCGAGUUUCCCUCCUUCCUACUAGGGAUCAUGAAAGCCUCGGGACCUUGAGAAUAGAGGCAGGCGAGGAGCUUCUCGUCCCGGCUUAUCCCUCGCCUUGUUUGUCUGGCUUGUCCUGAUGGAGCGGAAGAGAGCCCUGCUCCCUUCAUGGCAACCGGGAAGCCUUCCGCGAGGAGUUCCUGGCUUCUCGUUUAUAGCGCUUCCCACCCUUCUUAAUAUCUCAGGGGGCGAGCGAGAAGACGUGGCAGCCCCCCGCGCCGCCGCCCCAAACAAACAAGCGAGCAAGCCUUCUCAUACCGCUUCUGUUAAUUAGUAGAUUCCCCUCCCCCAUACAUCCAGCCCCCCCCCCCCCCGUAGAGCAUAUGCAUCGCCUUUUCACAGUCUUUGCUUGUUUUUGCAGUUGUGCAUUCUUGCAUCCCCUUUCUUUCCUGUCCUGCUGCUUUACAGGCAGCUCCCAUUUGUUCGCAGCCCAAGUUUCUCAUACUGGAUCUGACGGGAAUAUUGCUGUCAAGGUGUCCUAUUUUGUGCCCGAAGUACCUUCCCUUGCUCUGGCGUCGUUUGUUGCAGUCUGUUCACUAUUUAAAUAAUUUGAAACGUGCCAUAACUGCCGAAAUAGAGCGCUUACCAGGAGGCAAGGUUACUUUUAAUUGUGUGUGUUCUUGCGCUCACUUGAGUGAUACUCACCUUGGUGAUAAAAUUCAGGUAUUUUUUAGUUCUGUGGAUGUGGGUAAGUAGGUCCAGAUGACUGGUUGCAAUGGAGGGACUGAAUAUCUUGUAACAUGAAUAACUGAUGGGAAUUACCUUGAUAAGUUUGAAUGUUUAGGUAUUUUGCAUAUAUGUAAACAAAUAGUAUUUGCAUGUACCGAAAUAGAAGUAUAUAUGACAACAGAAUAUAUUUAUUAAUAUAUUUAAACAAGGUGAAGUUCCACAUGUAAAAUGUCCACAAAACUUGAAUGGUCUUGGGGUGUUAGUGCAGAUUUUCAUAUCUGAACCUGCUGCUAUUUAUUUGUGACUUAAGAUGGAUGCAAAAUUUCAAAGAGCCUGGUAGAGUGAGUAAGGGAAACAUGGAGGUCACACUAAAGGUUAUAAGGACAGCAGGUUGAUUAUUUUUAGCACAUAGACAUCUAGAAGGAUAAUAUAUUUAUUAUGUAAAAUAUCAAAAUCUGAAUAUAGGUGCAUGAAAGUGGAGUGCUUAUUUGGAUUGUACUGAAAACUGUUAGGUUGUCUGAGCUUGGCCCAACAUAGAUAAAACUGCUUUUAUUGAUCAGCAACACAAAGAUGCACAUAUGUGGUAGUGAAUUAGUGUUUGUUUCUCUGGUGUGGAUUUAAUAUCACAUGCCUUAUAUCAGUAUAAUUUAAUGGCCAGGAUUUACUAAACUAAAAAUGUAUUUACAUUUGAUUAAACUUAGUACAGUAGACAAAAAACUUUAGAUUUUGAUAUCUGGUAAAUGCUGGCACAAUUAAGAGGGCUCUUCAAUGGCCCAGAGGUCCUUUAAAUGUUGCUCAGCUGCACAGAAGCAUUUCAUUAAAAAAGCAGCUCUCACUUGACCAAAAUUUAAAGGGCCCCAUAGAGAUCUGGUUUUUUAAAAGCAACUUUACUUCACUGAUAAUUGCAGCAUGUCUCAUGGCAUCAAAUCUAGGCUUUGGUUUAGUCUCAUGCUUGAAAUCUUACUGAAAUUUAUUUAAAGAUUGUGAAUGUCUAUGCUGUUUCUUUUUAAAAAUGCAAAAUAUUUAAUCCUUCCAUAAUCCAUGAAGCUCUAAAUCUAAGCAAAUAUAAUUUAACAUAUAACUUAGGCAGGCUUUACAUUAUUUUAAUAAAUUAAUUCUUAGUGCAUAAGUAAAGGAUGAACUAUUCAGAGCAGAUGCUUUUCAGCAUGUAUUUUAGCAUUUAUGUUCUCAUUGUUCUUUUACAUUUGAAAAUGAAAGUGUAUAUCUAGACCACUGGGCUCCUUAGAUGAAAAAUGUAAAUGGAUGCAGAAAUAUAUGCUGAAGUCAACAGGCAAAUAAUAUGCCUUACUAGAGCAGGAUUGCUAACAGCUAAGAAUUUUUAUGCCAACAUCUAACUGGAUAAAGUAUAACUAACAAUAUUUAUUUUGGAAUAAUAUUUCAAAACAGGCUUACAGGUAAAUAUUUAGGAUUGGAAUAGCAGAAACAGUGAUAAAGUAUGUAUGUAUCCCUGUAGUUGUGAAUGGUCCUGUGCGAAGGGUUAUGGAAGAACUUUAAUCUACUUAAGCUGCGGUCUUAACACACACCUACAAGGAAAUAAACCUAAUUAAACAUAGUGGGAUUUACUUUUAGGUAAAUAUGCAUAGAAUUGCUUUGUUAGAGCUGGAAGGUUAUAACUUGACCAAUCUGCCUCAUUUUAAUAAGAGCAUAAGAGCCUGCUGGAUGUAGUCUAGCACCCUGUCUCAUAGUGGUCAACCAGCUGCUCUAAUGGAAGCCCAUAAGCCAUGUUAAAAUUAUCAGUUUAUACCACCUUUGUAUAAGCAAAGUUAUGGAUAUUAGGGCGCUAUACUAUACUUUUUUCAUGGUGCUGGUAUUAAGGCAGUUUUUAACCCACCAGCCCAAGCGUGCUUAAGUUAGUAGUUUGUGGUUUAAAAUAAAAAUAAACAGUUUAUUUGUUGUAAAUAUCCCUAUUAAGUCGCUUGAAGGCAAUUUUUACUCACACAGGAGACCAAGCAGCUAUUUACAAGCCCUAUACAAAGGUGUUGAAACAAGUCUCUAGUAAUUUUGACUUCUUUUUGCUAAAUGAAACCUGGGAGUAGAUGCAAAGGUUUUUGGAGCGUGUGGCCACAAGUGAAAUUUUGGAAACUGUUUGAAAUGCUCAGUGAACAGUAGUUGCCUAAACCUUUUAAUUUAUGUAAGAAGAUGUGAAAGAUCGAAGCAAACAGUGUUUCUCUGCCGAUGGAAGGCAUUUUUUAUAGAACUAGAGGGCCGGCAAUUCUUCCUCCCUGCCUGCUCCCCAAAAUUUGCUGAGGUUUUGGGGAACCCCUUGGAGCAAAUUUCUGGGGGUUUGCAGGAGGGAAUUUAUUUCCUUCACCAAUGAAGGAACACCAAUUGAAUUCUAUUCAAAGUAAUACAGUAUUUAAUUUUCUCCAUCAUUGUGUGUUUAGAAGGACUAUAGGUAGCUGUCUUAUACAAGUCAGAUCAUUGGUCCACCAAGCUUAGUAUUGCUGCUAAUGGUGUCUCCAGGUAGGGCUGGAAAAAACUCCUGACUGAAACACUGGAGAGCCAGUUCCUAAAAGCCAAGCUCUAGCAGCUAUGUAGCUUAGGAUGCAGGUUUAGCUGCUACUGAAGUAGAGUCAUAGGGUGUGAUUGAUUAUGAUUACAUGUAUGUUUAUUUUAAUUCACAGUAAGUCUCUCUUCAAGAUGACCAAUCACAAUAAGCAUAUGAGGAAAAUAGUUGAGUCAUAAGUACUGUGACCUAUUUAUUUGUUUAAAGUAUUUAUUUCCUGCCCCUUCAUUGUAAAAGCAGUGCUCAGGAUAUGAAAGAAAUAAAAUAAAAUUGCAUAUUUUUAAACAAGCAAGAUUGGGGAAUAUCACAGCAGGGUUGUGGGGUCAGUACAAUAAAAGUGUGUGGAGUCAGUACAAUAAACACAUCCGUCCAACAGGCCAGACUUGCCCCAGAACACAAGUGUCUUCACUAUGUACUAGACAAUUAUUUGGGUGAAACAAACCUCCUUUGAGUAAGAACUUUCACAGCUUAGAUGUGAUCCCAAGAAGAUUGUCUUCCACAUCUCAACCAGGAACCUCUCUUCCACUGGUAGAACAUAGAGAAGAAUCUCUCCUGGAGAUGUUAAUGAGGAGAACUGCUCUGAUUGGAGGAGGCAGUCCUUUAGAUUAAAUAAUAAAUCUUUAGAUAAAGGUAAUUAACAGUAGCUGGAAUUGUAAAGAAGUUUGCGCAAGUACGCUUUCCCAACGGAAUAUAUAUUGUAUGUUUUUGAUUAAACAAAAAUAGCUUUUAAGAGCAAGACCCUAAUUAUAUACAGACUUUGCAAGUUCCUGUCAAUGGGACUUGCUUACCAGUACUUCAAAGAUUCAGUACUGGUAGGUUAAGCCUAUUUUGAAUAAUGGGAAAAUAAUGGACUUUUGUAGAAAAAAGAAUGCUUUGCUCUCAAACUCCUUAAAGGCAUCUGGCCUCAGAAGGUCCGGCCUUUGUAUUCUGUUUGUAGACAUCUUUUUGGUAAUAGCUGUGGAAAUUGAGCUUCAUUAAAUGACCCAUUUAAUUUUUUUUAAACGAAACCUUCACUGCCUCCAUCUAAUUAACUAAGAAGUUGAGUGGAAGAUUUGUUUUAGUUCAGUCUGUCAGCUCCUAUGGUGAGAUUGUACUGCUACUUUACAAAUUAUUUUUUAAAAAAACAGAUUAGUUUAUGUGCUGUGGAAAACAAAGCAUGUAUCCAGAAAUGUAAUAAAAGGCAAUGUGUGUUUUUGUCUUGGUGCAAAUGUUAAGAAAGCUGGUCCAUAUGUCAGCUUCUUAGUGAGUGUACCUGAGGCAAGUACUCAUGCUGCAAAUUUUGCAUAGUGUGUAUGUGGGGGGAGGAUAAUUCCUGUCUGGUUCACCUCAUACAGUUAGUUAUCUGUCACAUUUGUUUCAGUUGAGAGGAACAGCUGGCCUAGAGGUGCUGUUUUUACUGCAACUGGUACUUAUAAACUAAAAUAGGAGGUCCUAUAUAUUUUUUGUGUUUGCAUACUGUUGUGACUUCUUGGAUAAGCAUUGUUUACUUUUUGUGGUCCAUUACUUUCAAUUGCUUUAGUGCAGAUCUAGGCCAGUACAAAAGAAGAAGGGUUAAAUGCAUGUCUCAAGCACAAUAGCUUUUGUUUUGUCACUGGAGUGGCAGAUGGGAAACCAGAAUCUCUUACAUUCCCGCAUACAUUGACUAUGGGGGAGAGGCAUUUACCAUCAGCUGAUGAUCUUAAAAUUAGACUUCAUUUGAGCCUGUGCUUCUUGAGUGUUCUGUAAUAAAAAGCAUGUUUAUUGUAUCAAUGCACUCUUAAAAUUUUAUACAGAUGAUUACAUUUUGAGCUAAUGUAUGCUGUAGAAUCAUCUUCUAAAUUGACUGAAAUUCAUAUAAAUAUAUGAAGUAAACCUAUGAAUUGGUUGUAUUUUGCUUUAUUGCACAGUAUUCAAAUACAUCAAUGUUAAAUGUCUCUUCUGGUAUACAGCCUUUUUUGUUAGAACAUCUGUAACUGUCAGAAACCUCUGUGUUGAUCCCCCCCAUAAUAUAGCAAACAUAGAAAUCUGUAAUGUUCCCUGUAAAAGGCAGAUCAAAGUGCUGUACAAAUCUCCUAAUAGCUGUGCCUAGCUAUGAAUGACACUUCCUCGUUAUAAACACUUUCAUAUUUUCUGAUUUCACUUUGCUGUGUCAAAAUUUUGCUUUGAACUCAAUCGUAGCUGUGUUCACCUAGCUGGCUGUACGCUGUUUGGUAUACAAUUACUAUGUAGGAUCAGUAGGAUGAAAGCUUGUUUAGAUGUUUAGUUGUCUUAUGUUUGCAGUACUGUUCGCACCAACAUUCUAAAAUUCAUAAGACUGAAGUUAAUUAUUCUGCAUCUCCCAGUCCUUACAUCACUCCCUGUCCUCCUAUUCAUUCUGCUAUUAAAUUGAGAGUGAAUAUGGCAUAAUGAUUCUUUUGUGUUGUUUAUCUCUUCACCUUGUUGUCAUGGUGCCAUGCCCUUUUGCUGGAUAUUCUGCAUCCUUGGUGUACCUUGGCUCAUGGGACUAUUGGGUCAUGAAUACAGUGGUGCCCCGCAAGACGAAUGCCUCGCAAGACGAAAAACUCGCUAGACGAAAGAGUUUUCCGGUUUUUGAGUCAUUCUGCAAGACGAAUUUCCCUAUGGGCUUGCUUCGCAAGACGAAACGUCUUGCGAGUUUUUGGGAGUUUGUUUCCUUUUUCUUAAAGCCGCUAAGCCGUUAAUAGCCACUAAGCCGCUAAUAGCCGUGCUUCGCAAGACGAAAAAACCGUAAGACGAAGAGACUCGUGGAAUGGAUUAAUUUCGUCUUGCGAGGCACCACUGUAAUCUUCAUGAGAAGAAAUGUUUUAUGUAUAUGCCUGCUGCACAUUGAAACGCCAAAAUAAGCCUUUCCCCAGAUAGCCUUUUAGUAAAAUGUCUACUCAACACAAAAUAUGCAUAGUACUCAACUUAUCACCACUUCGGCAUAACACCCAUCACUCAUUUUCACUAUAUAAUUGCACUUUGCUCUACUCAUGCUUAACUGUGAUCUAAUUUCUCUCCACCUCUGCACAUUUGGCCUCCGUAAUUAUUGAUCAUAGAAUUGUAGAGUUGGAAGGGAUCACGAGGAUCAUCUAGUCCAACCCCCUGCAAUGCAGGAAUCUUUUGCCCAACAUGGGGCUCAAACCCAUGACCCUGAGAGUUUCAUGCUCUACUUACUGAGGAAGGGAGAACAAUGUUGAAAGUCUCUGUUGAUGAUGGAACCAGGAAUUGGAAAAAGCAGCACAAAAUAUGUUGACCAGGGACUGCGUCAUAGCAUAGGAAAGGUAGAGAGUAGGGCUGGGUUAUAAAUCAGUAUAUCAUCCCAAACUGUUUUUGAAUUCACAUUGUGAUAACUGUUUUGACCUGGCAAUAUAUCACGAGGGAAAUUUGGACAAAACAAUUGGAAACUGAUGACUUCCCCAUGGAGUGGCUCGGCUGAACCAAGACUUUUCUCUGCAGGAAGGGGAGAAUCGCUACUGCUGGGAUUAAAAUAUGUAGAGCAGGGGUAGUCAACCUUUUUAUACCUACUGCCCACUAAUGCAUCUUUCUUGAUGGUAAAAUUUCCUUGCCGCCCACCAGUGCUCGAUGGAAGGAGGAUUCAGCUUGUGCCGUAGAACCCCCUACCUCCCACCUAGAAUCCUGAAACGCCCACUAGUGGGCGGUAGGAACCAGGUUGACAACCCCUGAAAUAAUAAUAAUAAUAAUAAUAAUAAUAAUAAUAAUAAAAUUUAUUUAUAUCCUGCCCUCCCCAGCCGAAGCCGGGCUCAGAGCGGCUAACAUCAACUGUAUAACAUUAACAUAAAAUCAGACAAUCAAUUAAAAUACAUCCUCAAAUCAGAUCAGGAUCAGAAUAAAAUCCAAUCAGAUGGCAACCAGAUCAGAUGGAAGGGGACUUCCCUCUCCCAAAUCGCACACACACAAGUUUGGAGAGGGGCAGGCCAAACAGCGCACCACCAUCUCCCUGCUUUGCUCGCUUGCUCGCCUCCCUCCCCAGCGCCACAGUCCCUUCUCCUUGCACUGAGGGAGGCGGCAGACGUGCAUCUUUGCCUCAGAGCUGCUCCUCCACUACCACCCCUGCCGCUCCCAUCCCUGCUACCACCUCUUCUCCCAUGCCCUCAGUUCUGUGGUCAGCUUUCCCACAAUGUGGGAAAAACCGUGAAGCUAGUCAAUGCUUCUCAAUUCCUGUUACUCGUCUUCUGCAUGUGCGUGUGUGUGCACGCAUGCAUGUGUUUGUCUGUCUCCCUGUGCUAAGAAUCUGAAUAUAGGGGUGGGAGUUCCCCCUCCAGGGUCUGUCUCUUCUGCUUUCCUUCUCUAUUCCACCCCAUCCAGAAAUUGACACAAGGUUUGGCUGCUUCUUCUUCCCCACCUCUCCCUGUCUGGGUAGCAGUUGCCAGGACAUUACCCCAUUUGCUUCUACAUGGUUCCAUCCUUAUUUCAGGCAUCGUUAUAUAUCCUUAUAUCACAGUAUGUAGCUGGUAUAUCACAAUGUUGAAAACCAGAUAUCGUCCAGCCCUAGGGAAAGAUCAGUGUGUAGGAGUGAAGUGAUUAGGACCCAUUCCCAUUGGCAUAAUUUUGAGGACUAUUGUAGUCAGUGAAUACACACAAUGGUUCUGUGGUGUUGAAAAUGUAUUUUUAUGUAGUGUGAUGGGCACAUACCCACAGCCUUGUGGUACAUCUUCAGGAGAAGAAAAGGCUAAGGAGUAAACCCUACACCUAUCUGGAAUGGAGUCUGUAAGAUGAUUGAAUGAUGUUUUGUAUACCUCCUUCUGGCAACUCCUGCAGCCAAGCUGGUACCAAACAUAUUGCUCUGCUUUCCUUAGCAAGGCUGAGAGGGGGUCUUGUUGUCUGGGCAGCCUAGGACCUGCCCAGACUUUUGCCCCGGAGAAGUCACUUGGGUCUGCCAUUUUUAAAAUUUCUGCAGGCAUCAAAGUAUGCCAGUCAAAUCGAUAGUCCUGUUCUGUAUGAUUAUUUUCCAUUACACAUUUGUAUUUAUUUGGUUUUGGUAUUUAAUUUCUCAUGUCACUCUAUUAAUUUGAGUCAGAGAGGAGGGAAGGUACACUAACCAGAGGGACAGUUACCCGGUGGCUUAGUUGAAUGCUUCUGUGGAAAGAUGUACACCAGGAGUGUCCAAGAGACUGCGAUCUACUCCCACUAUAAAUAAACUGGCAGUGAUCUACCCAUUGGAUUUGACCAGAGCUGUUGAGCUUUUUUGGGGGGGAGAGAUCACAGUAGUUGAGCUUUUUUAAGGGAGAGAGGUCAGAUCGACCGGUAGAUCGCGAUCAACCAGUUGGACAGGCCUGAUGUACACAAUCUAGGAACAAGGAUACAUUGAAGAGCUCAAGUUGCAGCCCUCAUGUUUUGCCAUCUUCUGCGUACUUUGGGCAAAAACUUAUUCCUGGUUAUUUCCUUAAGACUAUUUCCUCCAUACUUUGGUGUUAGUCUCCAGCCAAUCUGGUAAAAAGGUAAUCCUAUCACAGAAAACUUGGUUUAUUAUAAUAAGAAAGUCAUGUUUCCUAAUGAAAGUGAGAACCACUAUAGAUUAGGUGCCCAAAUCUUUUAUUACCUGAGAUGAAUAAGUACAAAUUUCUGUUGUAGGCAUAAGCAAGUGUUACCAAUUAAGCUAGUGAGAAAAUGGCAAGUCUUUUCAAGUUUGUAUCUAGCAACUUAUUGUGAUGCCUUUGUAGUCUUAGGGCUUGUUUACUCUUCUAAAGUUGCUUUUGACUGUGUUUCGGGAAGCACAUUUACACAAGGAUGCAUGGCCUCAUAAAGAGACUAGAUGCAGUUCAGGACACUGAUAAUAAACUAGUUUAAGCCCAUCUUACCUCCUGCCUCUUCAUGAGAUCAGAUGUGUGCUGUCUACACCUUAUUUGGGAAAGGAUAGUUGAUAGUUCAUCUGUGUAACUGCUGUGGAGAUUUGGGAGCAUGUGUUGGAGACAAGGAAUAAUUGGUAUCUUUUUGGUGGGGGUCUUUCUUUGGUGGCCACUUAAAUGUAGUGGAGCGAAGGUUAUGUUAUCAAAUUGUUUUUAAUAGGUUUCAGAGGGGGAAAAUCUUACCCUAACUUGGCUUUCAAGAUGAGGCAGGCUGAAAAUAGCUAAACUACAUACAAUUAAUAGCAGCUUUAGGAAUUCUAAUGUGGUGUUUGUUUCAUUUUUAGGAUCAAGCAGAAUAUACAGAUUCAAUUCAACUAGCUGAUUGGGCAGUGUAUAUCAUGGAUAGACAUUGGUUCAUUCGUUUCUUUAUGCAUGUGUAGGAGAAAAAGGUAAGAGGAUGGCAAAUGACAGUAUACAUCUGGAAUAUUUGAAUUAAGAGAGCGCCUUUAAAUUUGCAUCCUUGGUAUGCUUCUUAUAUUGCAGGCCUAAACAGAUCAGAAAUUUAUUUAUUUAUUGAGCUUCUGGCCUGCUGUUCCUUCUAGGGCAACAAACAACCAAGCAGGAAAACAUAUUUUCACCCCAGAGCCUUCCACAAUAAGAGUUAUGAAUCAGUCUAAUUUCUAGUAAUGUUUCUAGGGUGUUUUGUUUAAAGCAAGGACAAGGAAGCUGUGGCCCUCAAUAUAUUAUUACUUUUAUCAUUGCUGGCCACAAUAGUGUUCUGCAAUAGAAUCAUGCAUUUUUAAAUUUAAAGUUUAGAGUUUCCUGUUUGUAAGAAAAUUACUAUGGGUGGCGACCAUUUUGGGCGUGAUUGCUGAUGCGCUGGUCCUUUUGAACCCAGAAGAAGGUGGAGGGGUGGUGCACUUAUAUGUGCUAUGCCGACAUACACAGGUUAGAAGUGGAUCGCCCACAUGAAAUGGUUGCCAUCUGUACUGUAAAUUUAACAACUUUUAGCUGUGCUUUUGCAGUAAAUGGGUGCUGUGAAUAUUACAUACUUACUAAUUGGAUUGUGAACUGAAGUGUAUUUAAGGCCAAGUUUGCCUGCUUUUUCUUUAGACUUCUGUUUUUUUCCUUGAAACCUAGCUGUGGAAUCAGGCACUGUCACUAAGUUCUUGAUUUAAUGUAUUUUGGUUGCCUUCUCCAGCACAAAUGUUUGCAGGAUAGAUUUGGGAUAAAGUUUUAGAAAGGUGCACAUAACAAGCUAGCUUAUUUGUUUCACUUAUGAGGUUACAUACGAUAUAUUGAAUGACUGGGUUGUCUGGUUCAUUGUCUGCAUGCAAGGCCUCCUAUUUUGCAUACCAGCACAGACUUCUUCAAUGUUUAUUUGGAUGGUGGCAUUAAAAAUUGCAGGCUUUUCUUCUGGUUAAAGAAUUGGUUGAUCCCUUGACUGUGUGGAGGAACAGGUCAGUUGUGUGUACUACACUUUAUCGUUACAGUGUUAAUUUUAAAAUUCUGUGUUCAGAUUUCCUUCCCUAUAUAAUAAACACUGUUGUAAGAUAUUCAAAUCUCUCUUUUAAUUUCUGUAAGGUCCUAGAUCUUGAAUAAGUCAUAUCAGUCACAUUGCAUUUAAGACUUUAGUGUGAAAUAGUAUUACUUCCUUGACUAAUAUGUUGGCUUGUUUUGAGUUGUUGUUCCAGUCCACCAGGAUUAUGUGGUUGGCAAAGCUUAGGCUAAAUGCUGUAUCCUGUCAUGCAUUAAUCUAGGUUAGAUAUUGUAGAUGCUGCAGAUUCAAGAAUACAAAGCACAAUAGACAAAAUAUUAUUGAAUUAACAGGAGUCAUCUUUUAAAAUGUCCAUUAUAUAAUUUAUUGGACUGAAAUGGUCAAGAGCCCAUACUACAGUAAAGCUCACUAGAUAGCUUUGGACAAGUCAGUGAUUUUCAGUAUAGCUUUGUUUCCUGUGGGGUUGUUAAAUGUUCUGUGGAAAAGAAAGGAAUAUAUAUUUGUAUAAAGUGAAGAUUUCUGAACUGUCACAUCUACUCCUCUUUGCAAUUAUUGUUUCACCUCAUCCAUUCAAAACUUUUUUAUGUAGAGAUGGUUUAUAAAGUUACUUGGUCAUUGAGGAGUUACCAAGAUGAUAUAUUUAUUAGGUAACAUCUCCCAAUGCGUCCUUGUAGUUCAAAUCUGUUAUACGGAUGAGAAAUUACUGGUAGCAUUCUUGGGUCAAGCAUAGAUAAUGAGUUGUGUGUAUGGUCGGAAGACUGAUUACCAUAGUUUUCCGUUUAUAAGAUGCCCCCAUGUAUAAGACACCCCUAUUUUUGGGGACUCCAAAUUAAGAAAACACCCCUCAGCAUUACCCAUGUAUCAGACGAGCCCCAAUUUUAAACCUAAUUUUUUGGUUUAAAAACCCCUUGUCUUAUACACGGAAAAAAUAUGAUAAUUUUUCCUGAUUUGAUACUUUAGUCACUACUUAUUGAAAUCCUGCUGAUUUCUGUCUGAGUUAGUAACUGGAUGCAACCCUGAGCCUGAGUGCCCAGGUUUCUGCAGUGGCCAGGAGUGCAUCUGCAUAGCUAAAGCCAGUGUGCUAGCUGUGCCCAUUCCUGGAGAUGUCUGAUCUGCCCACAGUGACACACACCUUAGUUACAUCCCAUUUGAAUUACUGUAACAUGCUUUACAUGGGUCUGCCUUUGAAAAGUGCUAGAAAACUUUUAAAGGGCCCAAGGAGCUCCACUGGCUACUGGUCUGUAUCCGGUCACAAUUCAAAGUGCUGGUUGUGACCUAUAAAACCUUAUACUGCUUAGGCCUAGGCUAUCUGAAGGCCCAGGGUAUUUUCCCAUACAAACCUAUUUGGGCUCUUGAGAUGUUCGAGGUGGCCCUUCUCUCAUUCCUGCCACGCUCACAGGCACCUUUUGUGGGAACGCAGGAGAGGCUGCUCCCAGACUUUGGAACUCCCUUCCUGGUGAACCUAGACUGAACUCUGUCCUUGUGGCCUUCCUCUGGCAGGUGAAGAUUGUUUUAUUCCAGCAGGCCUUUGGGAGCUGAUUGCUUUUAAGGAAAGGGUUUUUAAUAGUGUUGUGCUGUUUUUACCGUCUGUAUUUUAAUAGAUUUAUUUUUUACAUUGUUUUAAUUCCAUUGUUGUUUAAUUACUUUUCAACUAUUAUUGAUUAUAACUUUUUAGCUUUCUGUGUUUUAGCUGUGUUUGUACAAUCUGGACAAAUCUAGUUUUUAUUCUUUUGUUUAUUUAUUCCCCACAUUUUUCCCAGAACCAGGGCUCAAGGCAGCUUACAAAAAAUUAAAACAACGCUAGGCGAUGCAGAAGGUGGGGCCUAGAUUAGGACUGAUGCCAUCACGUGAUGGCACUGGGGCUCACUGAAGAUCCAGUAGCUCCUGAGCCAGCUUAGUGCCCUUCCCCCUCUCCCACUAGAGCACACACACCUGGUCUGGUGGGUAGAAUGGGGGAGCUCUGCUUUGGUAGAAGGAGUAGAUACUAAUGGAGGCUGGCAGCGUUAGGCAGUAAAUUGGUUUCAGUAGUUGAUACAUAUUAAUUUUGUUUCAAAGUUAUUAAUAAUUGCCAUUGUGAAGCUCACUGAAUGUGUUCAUUUAGGAAGUCCUGCAAUGUUUCAUAUUUUACAUAGGAUCUUAGUUUUAGUGGAUACAUAAAAGAAUAGAUUGGUACAUUUUCUAUCAUCAUGCCAGUCAUCCUGCUGUUAUUUAACCAAAUUUAUAUACAGUGGUACCUCGGUUUACAAACUUAAUCCAUUCUGGAAGUCCGUUCUUAAACCGAAACCGUUCUUAAACCAAGGCGCGCUUUCCCUAAUGAGGCCUCACACUGCCGUUGCCCUUCCACCGUUCGGAUUCCAUUCUUAGACAGAGCUCAGGUUUGCAAACCGGGACACUAUUUCUGGUUUUGCAGAGUUUGUAAACUGAAUCGUUCUUAAACCAAACUGUUCUUAAUCCAAGGUACCACUGUACUACUUAACUCAAACAAGAACUCUCUAAGUUGCUUACAAAAGACUUUUAUUUCCAAAAGUUAGCUAAGAGUGUGAUUCCAAGUGAGUUGUAGGUUGGGGUGUGAAGUGACAGAUUGUAUUCUAUUUUUAAUCCUAUGUUGGCUAGCACUGGCAAGGUUGGAGGUGUGAGGACAGACUUGUCGUCUUCUUGGCUCCCAGGGAGCCUUUUCUUUUUUAAAAGAAUCACCCCAUUGGUUCUAAUGGAGAGGGAAAUUAGAUAUACCAGUUCCAGAGUGGCAUGGAUGCAGACCUGAUCCUGUCUCGGCCAGUCAUACUCUGCCCUUUGAGUGCCUUGUUUCAGGGCCUAACACUGAUUACUGCUAGUGAAAAUAGAACUGUUCCUAUGGAUCUUUCCCACAUAACGUCCCCCUUCUCCAAUGGAGACAUCUUCACUGCCAUCAGAGGGGCUCCUCCAUGCAACCCUAACCCCUUCCAUCCAUUAGAUCUGUGAGUUAGGAUUCCCCUUCCCCUUCCCGUCUUUAGAAAGAAAAGGAACAAUAUGAUUUUAUUAGGGUUUUUAAAAAUAUUAAUAAUAAUAAUACUUGCAGCAAAUAACUGAUAAAACCAAAAUAAAUCCUUAAGUCCAUUCUUAGUCUAGAAGGCUUCUAAUUUAUUUGUAUAUCUGGCUGAUAUGGAUGAGGCAUUAGGAAUUAGAGGAUCAAUACAGUUUCAUCAUCACAGUUUUGUAAUACUGGGAAAUGCUUUUGAUUUUAUAGGAAAUAGUCAAACUAGCUUAAAUUUUAAGCUUGGUAAUAAUCUCUAAAUCUUGUGAUGGGACAUUGGAAUAUUGCUAGAAGUUCAUAACUGGCUGUCUGCUUGACAGGUUCAGACAAGGAGCUGGGUGGCAUUUCCUGACAAAUGGAGAACUAUUUCCAGGCAGAGGCUUUUAACCUUGAUAAGGUUUUAGAUGAAUUUGAACAAAAUGAAGGUGAGUAACUUUUGUUAGGGCUGGAGAUGCAAACUAAUAUCUGGAUCUGUGACUCUGGUUGUAUUUCUUUGUAUUUCCUGUUCCAUUGUAACUAACAUCUGUUAUGCAUUUGCUGGGAAUAAAAGUCUGAAAAGGAUACUGAGAAAUCUACAAUUUUUUUCUAGGUAGAAACAGUUAAAAUAAUUGUCUUAAAAAUUUCAGUGAUUACAUGAAUGAUAUCCCUGUAUUAAUUGGGUGUCAAACAUUGGCACAAUUGCAUAGAUAUAUAAUUCACAGGUGAGAAUUGCUUGCAGCUAGAGCUAGUACAGAUAAGAUUAGCUGUCUGUGCAUAAGAAGUAAUCAGCUUCCGUCCGCUGUUUUGCCACCCAGAAUGCACAUACUCCCAGAUCAAUCCCCCAUUUUACACUAAGUUCAGUGUUACAUUUCAUUGUGCUCCUAGUUAUCACAAGUCUUAACUAGCUUUUACAACACUGAUUAAUUGUCUGUUUCCUAUACCUAUGACUCUGCUAACUGAAGGCUAAAAUUUGCACAUAAUACUAACAUAAACUGUGGCUUAGCACAAAUGAGCAAAUGUGUGGGUCCAGGGGAUUGUGACCACUGCCGUUUUUUCCUGCUCCUGCUGCCACUGUGCUACCCAGGACUAAGCCAUAGUUCGGCUUAGCCAUGCAUUUGAACCCAGGCUCAUGGUCUCUCUCUCCUCCAGAUGAACCAGGAGUGGUAAACCAAGAACAAAUAUUGGUUACAGCUUGUUGUUUGUGUUAGCAUUUGGAUUACAUCACAAAAUAAUAAUAGUAAACUCCCUGAGUAAUCACAAAUAACUAGGGGGGAAUUCAGCUUCACGCUGUUACAAAUAUUCCAUCUGUACAAGCGUAUCAGUUUCCCAGAUGGAAUGAUCCCUUGCUCUUGUGUGCUGUUUUGGGGAUUCUCCCAACCCCUUGAGCAAAUUAUAGAUGUUGCAUGUGUGGGAGGGGAAAGCCCUGUUGUGGAAGCCUUCCUCUAAUGGGGUUUGGUAGGUGUAUUCCUCCCUAGGUUCUGUGGCUUGUUGUAGGAAUACAAGAUCUUAUCAACUUACUAACUACAUUACUAAAUGUGUACAUUGAGGAGGGAGAAGAAAAAAUGGCAUUCACACAAUAUUGAAACAUCAAACAUGUUUUGUAAAAUUAAAUUGCCAAGUGGUUUGUUUGUCUGUGAUUGCUGUAUUCCCUGUUACGUGAUUUGUAUGUAGCUAAGUCACUUUCCCCCUUAUACUAUGCUACUUCACUGUUCUGCUGUUGUGAAUGCCUGCUAAAACAUGGAUAGGAUUUAUCAUUGUAUAAUUUGUACAAGUAGGGCAUUCUCUGGCAUGAAAAGUGUAACAAUGGAAACAGGCAAACCCAAAAAGAGCUUGGCUGGAUUAGAUGAAAGGUCUGUCAAGUUCAGCAUCCUGUUUCUCACAUAAACCAAAGAGGUGCCUUUGGGGAGAUUAUAAGUAGGCUAUUUCCACUCCCACUUUUUCUCCCCAAGACCUAGUAAUGUGGUAUACUGCUUCCAGACAUGAAGGCUUCAUAUAGUCAUCAUAACUAAUAGGCAUUGUCAGACUAAUUGAUGGAAGGUCUAAUCCCAUUUUUAAAGCCAUCACAGCUAAUGGUCAUCUUGUGGCACCACAUGCCAUUAAUAAAUAAAUAGCUUUUCUAAGGAAAAACACAACCUUUGGUGUUUAAUGACUCCAACUACAGAAGCAAUCAAAGUGCUAUUUGAGAGUUAAUGUGAUUUGGUUACCUUUUUUGGCCAACAUUUAUUCGCUAGUUGGGCUGAUAGAAAUUGCUUUCUUAGGGCUUGUCCACGCUGUAGUGUUCUUCUGAGAAACGAAAAUAGUUUUAGUCUGUGGGUAUAACUCAUAGACUAAUUGCUUUCCUGAGUGGUUUCCCUUUUUAUGGUGCUAAAUGAUGUAUUUGCAAAAAGCAGAUAUGAUUCCUGGAUUGCUGUUUGAGAAAGCACUGCAGCAGUCUGAAGGGCGGAUGCUGGAGGAAGGACGGUUGGAGAGGCAAAAAGCAGCCCCUUUUGGGGAGUGUGAGGACUAAAUUUUGAGAGGGUUUUUGCUUUUGCUGUUGCUGGCAUUGAGCAUUGUGUGCCAAGAAGAUAUCAUCGUCAGCCACAUGUGGCUGAAUUGGGUGAAUCUGUCUCUUUAUCCAGCCGUUCUUCAGUGGGUGGAGAAGUUGCAGUUCUUCAUUUAUUAUUAUUUUUUAUAUUUACUAAAUUUGCAUACUGCCCUUCAUCCACCGAUCUCAGGGUAGUUCACCUGAAUGCUGUAGUGACAGAUUUUGCUCCCCAGAAAGGGUCUCUGCUUCCUCCCCAGUCACUACUGCAGCUGAAGAGUUCUUAAAACACUCACCACCUUAAACUGGUAUAGCACUGCAAAUUUGUUACCAUAUGAAUACCAAAAUAGUUUUGAUUGGUUUAUGUUUGUGUGCAUGUAUAAAAGGCAGCAGGUGCACUUUGAUGAAGUAUUUAUAUUUUGGCCAUGGUUUAGAUUGCAAACUGGCAGCCAAGCUAGAUGAUAUUAGAAAUGCAUGUUCUCCUUUAAUGUGGCCUGCUUUUAAAAAAUAAAUUGGGGGGGGGGGUGGAGGGUGUAUGAACCCUCCACUGCUAUUUGCCCUGGGGGAGAAGCUGCCAUUGGUGACAGUGGCAACUUUCCUUUCUGGUAAAUAGCAGCAUCUGUAUCGUGUGUAUAAAAAGAACCAUGGUCCGGGGGAAAGGGCCAAACUCCAGUUUUUAAGCAUUGUAGCUCCAGUCCUGAUGAGCUUCUUAAUGUUUGCUAUUCCUCCCUCCCAAAAAAAGACAUGUGAAAUGCAACCAUGCAUUUCUCAUUUUGUCUAGUUUUAGCCAGAACAGUAUAUACAGUUGGCAGCAGUAUACUAACUAAUGGACUUUCUGUGCUUGGGCCCUAUUACCUCUACAGAGAUUUUCAGUAUAGUAUGUGAUUUUUUUUAUUAUAUGUGGAACAAACAUGCAUUUAUUUAAUUUUACAUGAUCUCUGUUUUGAUUUUGGCAACUGGAGAAUGUAUAAAGCAGUUUAUUCCAGUGUUUCCGCAGUGUUCCUAAGCUAUAUAGUUAUGUAAAACACUUAAGAAUUGCUAUACAGUUAACAAUGCCAUCUACAAAGGGAACAGUAACUAGAAAUGCUUUUGCUUCCACAAUAUUUUUCAGUAUAAGAAGCGAUUUGCAAUUAUUUUAAUCUCAUUUAUGCUUACGAUUAUUCUGUGAAGUUAGCUAAAGCUGCAAGAUGAUGUCUUGCCCAAGGUCACCCAAUUAGCUUUAAGAUUAAACAGGAAUUUCAAUGUGCUUUUGAGUCUCCAAAAUUGACAUUCAGUUCAGUUUGCUGUGCUAUAUUGUCCCCAGCUUCUUUGAAUAACUUAUAUGAUGUCAAUUCUUGUUUGGGUUUUACAUGUUUGUCUUAAUGCUGUUGUUUUCUACUUCCUCUGGUUUGCAGCUAAAUAUAUCAAUCAAGAUGUUAAGAUUACGUAUUCCCAUAAAAUGUGUAUUAUAAAGAAAUAUUUCUGUUCCAGGCCUUAGAGACUAAUCAAAACCAGAAAUCUAACUUGGGAGCCAAACUGAUAAUCUAGAGAAAUGUAUGACUGCAUUUUCAUCUUUUUGAAUUUGAUUUAAAAAAUAGCAGUUGUGGGAGUACCUAAUCUGCAUUGGGUCUCCAGCACAGGGUAAGGAAUAUUUUAAUACUUGUCUCUGUGCUUUUUUCCUCACAAAAUUUCUCCCUUAAGCUACUAUUCACUCUGGAAUGAAAAACAUAUGACACCCAUUUGUGUGUUCUUCUAGGGCAAAUAGCAACUUAUGGGUGGUUUUCAUUGGGAAACUUCAAGAGGUAAAGUGUUAAACCAACCCACACUGUGGUUCUGAUUUAGACUGAGACCUUUGUGACUGUAGAACUGCAUACAUUUCAAAAGAUGGAAAUACAGUAAUUUUCAUGCAAACUGGGAUCUUGUUUGAUCCUGGGUUUAAGCUAGUUUAACUAUAAUUGCUUCUUGCAAAAUAAGAUAAUAAUUAUUGUUACGCAAUACACUUGUAAUGUAGUACCCACACGGGGUGAAGGAUUGCUGCACUUCAGGGGGUUGGACUAGAUGGCUCUCGUGGUUCCUUCCAACUCUGUAAUUCUGUGGUCUACAGUUCUUGGAAUAGUAGCGUAUUGACCCGAAUAUAAGCCGCACCCGAAUAAAAGCCGCAUCUUUAAAAUUCAUGGGGGGGGGGAGGAGGAAAAAAAAGAUAAUACCUGAAUAUAAGCUGCUCCCUUAAAAUUCUGCAGGCAUUCACACCCAUUCCAUUUUACCAUAUGUCUGUUUCAGUAGCAAUAUCAUAAAAGCCAAUUUUUGUAAGGUCGCAAAUUUAAGCCACACUUUAAACUUUUCACGGACAGAAUUUGGAAAAAAAGUGAGGCUUAUAUUCAGGCCAAUACAGUAUUAUGUAUUUUCCUUUGAUAUACAAACAUUUGAACUUCUUGUGCAAAGUACAAGUUGCAUAUGCUGAAUUUAUUGCAUAUUGAUUUAAGUUACUUAUCUUUUCAGAUGAAGCCAUUUCACCUACUUUGUUGGAUGCAAAGUGGAAUAAGAUCCUAGAUCCUCCUUCCCAUCGGCUGUCUUUUAACCCAGCUCUGGCCAACGUGAAUGAAUCCACAAUUCCUAAUGAGUGUCCGCAAAAGUUGAAGUCAUUCUCCCUGUCUCAGUUAGCCACUGCAUCAACAGGAGGAGGAGAUUGCUGUUCUAAUGGAAAGAAUCUUAAUAUAAGACAAGAAAGCCCAAACAUGUGGAUUGAUGAUCAGGCAGCAACAGAUGAUCAUCAGCUAGUUAAGAGAAAUAGCAAUCGAAAUGCCCUGUACAAUUUGAUGGAUGAAGAAGGAAGGAAAAAGAAACCAGAGGAAAAAAACGUUCUUGUAGUAGCAGUCAUGCAUAACUGUGACAAAAAAGGACUGCAAAAUGAUUUGUUAGAUUGUAGAAAUUACAGCAAUUCCCCCAGAAUGGAUACUGUUAGCUUUACACUGGAUAAUGAAACCCAACAAACUGAUCACAUUGAUGUUACUGUAAACGGGUCCAUUGAAAAAGAUUCAGAUACUGAAAAAGAUGCAGUACAAGCAAACAGGCUACCUGCAGAAGAAGAUUUUUUCAACCAUUGUAGUGUUGCUGCUUCUGCCUGCUUAUCCAGUGGAUAUUCUUCUCGGUUAAAGGAGAAUGAUAAUUCAAAUAAAGACCUUCAUUUCUCAGAAACUGCAGCAGCAGGGAUGAAUGUAAUUACAUUGCAGAGGCCACUUGGCCCUAGUGUUAAAAUACAGCAAAGCUGUGCAUCAGGUGAGGGUUUUGAUACUGAUGCUGUUGCUCAGCUGGAAACUAGAAACUGUUUACCUAGUUCACGUAAUGGUGGUUUCUCCACAGAGGUUUCUGUUGCAGAACCAGCAGCCCAGCCAUUUCAGUCAGGGAUAUGUGAGGUCUCUGCAACUUGUCAGCCAAAUACGCUUGAAAGUGGUAAUCACGGUGAAAGUUCUGACAGACAUUUGGCCUCUAUGGAUGUUGGUGCUGCUGACAGUGAAGCUGACAAAUAUGAAAAAAUACUCAGCUCAACUGAAUUGCUCAGCACGACAGUUUGUUUAUCAGAAUCUCAGGAGAUGGCAAAUGGGGAACUGACUAAAGAAAAUCAGAUCAGUAAUGAGCAAACACCUGGGGAGGAUGAAACACUGUUGCAUACAGCAAAGCGGGAGGAAGCAUGUAGUAGUAAUGGAGAUAGCAGCGAUGGCAUGACAGUAGCAAGUCAGGACUUAAAGGGAGCAUAUAUGGAUGAGUUUGAAGAUUCCAGCCCCACUGAUGUCAUGAGUACAUCGGCAUCAAGUGCUCUGCUCAAUUGUUGUGAUUCCUAUGGAAUACAGAACCCAAUUCUUGCUCAUAUUCCAAAGACUUUACCCUCCAAGGAAGACUCAGUGACUGAGGAAAAGGAGAUAGAGGAGAGCAAAUCAGAAUGUUACAAUAAUGUUUAUGAACAAAGAGGAAAUGAGGCCACAGAGAGAAGUGGGCUCAUUUUGAACUGCACUGGUGACCAAAUUAAAAAAAAACAUUUACAUAAUCUCUGCAGUCAGGUACCAUCUGAAACAAGUCAAGCAUCACCAAAACAAGCAGGUAGUCUGCAACCUCUCAGUGUUCCUUUUGGUGGUGCCCGACCCAAACAGCCUACAAAUCUUAAACUACAAAUUCCAAAGCCAUUAUCGGACCAUUUACAAAAUGAUCUGGUUCCCCCAAACUGUGGAGGAAACAGUAAAAACAAAAAUGAUGUAUCUGGAAAAGUAAAAGUAGGUGAAAACAUAGCAAAUGUAUUUUCUGAUGAAACAUCACUGAGUGCAUCAGUCACAGAUAUUGGCGGGGAGCAUUCUGAUGAUUAUAAGUCUGGGGUUUCUAGUAGUUCGUGCCUUGCAGCAGCUUCAGAUAGUCCGGACAACGACCUUGGAGCUGGCCAGUUUGGAGUUCCUACAAGAAAGCCAUUUACUACUUUGGGCGAAGUGGCUCCGGUCUGGGUUCCAGAUUCUCAAGCACCAAACUGCAUGAAAUGUGAGGCCAGAUUUACAUUCACUAAAAGACGACACCAUUGCAGAGCCUGUGGGAAGGUAUGUUUAUAUUUAAUGAAAUAUUUUCACAAAUGAUUGAAGCCACAGAAUUGAGGGGAUAUUUUUAGUAAGCAUUUUGUAGUUUUUAGCAAAUCAAGGUUAGAUAUCUAUUUAUUUUAAUGGCUACUGAAAAUAACAUGAGUGUUAAAGGUAUUAUUAAUUGUUAUUUUUGCGUCAAGCUAGAAAACAAGUGUACACCCCAAAUAAAUAACUUUUUGAAUCUUAUGGGGUCCCCCCAGCACACUUUGUGAUUAAGUACAGGCAGAAGCAGAGCUGCAGCACUAGGUUUCUGGCAGAGGUGUUGUUGCUGCAGCUUACUGGGAGGUAGUGGAGCAAGGUGACAGAGAGGUCAGUGUGGUGUGGCUCAACUGGCGGGAAUGCCGGAUUGGCUUUGCCAGUGUGGACGCACCACACCAACUUCUGUGAUGCCUCAUACCUUGGCUUUCUCCUCCUGAUAAGUAGCAGCAGCAGCAGCCCAGCUGAUGGGAAUCUAGGGUGCUGCUCUGCCCCACUGGGUAAACCACUUUUCACUAUAGGCUGCGUGUCGUGGUGAGUGUGGCAUCACAUUCUGGCAAGAGUAAUAAACAGCCAACCUUCACCCCAGCUUUCAAGCUGUGGGGUGGUCCAUGAUGAGAGGUUGGGAGGUGGUUUGGCAGCUGGUGAGCCUGGCCAUGGAGACCAAAUUGGCAACCCUUCUGCUGGCCUUUCCUACUCCGGAUCAGAAAGGGUGAAAGCAGAGGGAGGGGGAAAGAGGUGUCUUCAGGCAGUGGCUGUUCCCUGACUUCCCUUUUCCUUUUUAAGUAGAGAGUUGUAUGUAGUUCUCUAAAGGUGCUUGCCAUGCUUUCAAGCCAUUGCUGCAAGCAGUAAGCAAUCUCUGCCCUGAAUGUUUGAUCAGCCAAAAAUUAACUGAUUUGCUUGUUAUUUCAUACAUUUGUGGUAUCACUAUUACAAUAUAACACCACUCCAAAUUCUUAGAAGACUCUAGGGUGGAGAGGGAAUGUUGUGAUAGCUAAAAAUACAUGAUGUUGGUAAUGGGUAAAGCACUUCUCUGUACAAGUGCUUCUUAUACAGGUUGGACCAUUUUACAAGUGGUUUUAGCACACAUCAGUAGAAAUAAGUCCACAAACAAUAUGUUCCAACAAAAUCUUUAUAUCCCACCUGCCUUCAUGUAACUAACUCAUUAGCAGAUUUAGAGAUGAUGAAAAAUAUUUUCUGUCUGGUUGCCUGAAAGGAAUGCUGACUUAGCAUAAGUGACCAAACAAAAAGUCAUUCGUAAGCCUGGUUUUGUAUCAUGUUAUCCGGUUUUCAGCUGAAAAAAUACCAAUAUUUUGUUUUUUAAAUAUUCCUGAGAAAUAAGUAAAUGUGUGGCAUUUAGGAUUUCUGUGCUUUCAUUUUAAAUUGGAUGUAAAAUAAGCCUGAUAUCUUGGGGCCUUAUAAAAAUACAGACUUGAAUAUUGUUCUCAACUAAGACAAGGUAAAGUAGAAUUAAGUGAAUAAAAGAUCUGUAAUCAGCACAGCUGUGCAUGGUGCUGUAGAAAUGGAAGUGUUUUCUUUAGCAAUUAUCCAUUUUAUUUAUCAAAGAAAGCACAGGGGCUUUUCUUUCAGUGGGAUUCCUGCUUGUAGUAAAACGUUAGGCCUUUUAAAACCAUUUAACUGUAAUAGACACCUCUUUCUUCCCAUUUGAAACUUGUUUUACACUGAGAGCCCCUUCAGGCUGGUGUUUUAUCACAGGUUUAUUCUGCAACGUAUCCUUGGCACAACAAUAGUGCAAAAGUGGUGGAUUUAUUUUGCUUAAAUUUGUUCUGUGAUGCUGCCCCAGUGCUGCCUCAUUAUUGUUGUAACAACAAUUGUGCAACAAAACCAGAACGUUUGCGGUAUAAAAAGUAAUAGGGUUUCAGCAGACAGUUACAGGAUAUGCACUGGUUGAAAAUGAAGAAAUGUGGCUGCCCCAAAACCUUUGCAGGUACAAACAGUAUUGAAAGUGGGAUUGCAUGUCACUGCCCUGACAGCACCACUGUAGUUUAUUGCUGUAUAAGAACCUCUCUCUCCCUUAAUAUUUCAUGCUGAUGCACAAAUUGGUAUAGGUAAUAAUCACUAUAAUACCCAACACUAUGCUGAUGUUUUCCUUUACAUGAAGCAUUUUGGCAUUGCUUUAUUUACAGUUCAUUUCCUCUGGGCAGCAGAUUUUUCAUUGACCUUGACUUUGUUUGAAUAAGCAUUACUGUAUCCAGUGUGAUACUCUUUUUCUCCAGUGAAUAAGUUACAUAAGAACUUGCACCUCACUGAAUUCAACUUUAGCAAAGAUUGUCCUGAACAUGGGUUAAAAAAAGAUAUAACAAUUGAUUUGGGGAGAUCCUCUGUAGAGAUUAGGCCAGUUUGUAUUUUUCUUUCUCAGUGAGAUAAUGAGGGAAGAGACAUCUUCUAUACAUGUUACAAGAAUUUUCAACAAUUAAUCUAAAGUUUUCAUUUCUGUGAAAGGAUUAUUGUUAAAUAUUUGGUUUGUUUAAUGUAGUUGGGAUGUUUGGAAUAGUAAAUUAUGAAUGAAAAGUUAAUAUUUCAUUUCCCAGCUUAGGGCACUGAUUUUUUUCAUAAAUUUAAAUUUCCAUCCUAGUCUACUGUUGAGCUGAAUUUUCCAGCAACAACCCCUCCAUGAGUGCAGAAAUAUAAAAUAUUGUACGUUUUUUUGGAGUGUGGAAAAUUUCAUUCAAAGUUGAGCGGCUGUUUAAUUUUUCAUUAAAUAUAUAUUGUUAGAUCACAGGAAGGAAAGAGUACAAGAACCUCAUUAGAAAUUGAAAUGCUACUGUCUAUGCAAUAUAAGGCAAUAACUAAUAGGACAAAACCAGCCUUACUUCCUGAAUUAAAACCAGGAGCUAUUUUUGGUGCAUUUUGACUAUGCUUGAGUAUAUUUGCUGUUUGAGAAAGGUGAAGUAAAGCUUGGCCACUAUGAAACUAAAUGUUGACUGGCUAACUGUUUCAGUGUAGGUGCCGGGAGACCUCAACACAGAGUUGAGGGCAAGUGUGUUCAGACCUCUAAUGAGUUUAUUUUAUGAAGUGGGAAAGUGGACAAGGUUAUAAAGACUGUAAGAUUUUGAUAUUCUGCAUAGGAUGAUCACCUGCAUACCACAAUAUUAACUCAGACAUUUCCUGUUUUCAGCAUAAUCAAAUAAUGUGAAUAAUGGGUGCCUCUAGUUUUAUUAUAUCCCAUUAUGUUAUAUUCUGUCUUAUCAAUAUAAAUCCCGUAACUCAUUACAAGACAGGAAUAUUGUACUAAGGUUGUUUUGGGUUGUUGUUGUUGGGUUUUUUUUUGGGGGGGGGGGGUCAUUCUAGCACUUUUCCUGUAGGAUGAGGAUAAAGCAGCACUGGUGAGUGUUGGCUAUAUAGGUACAGAAUUCAAUCUGAAAACUUGUAGUUAUAAAAGAGUGCUCAGUGACUGAAUAUAUUUUUGCUAUUUUACUUAAGGUCUUCUGUGCAGCCUGCUGCAGUCUAAAAUGCAAACUGCUAUAUAUGGACAGAAAGGAAGCCAGAGUGUGUGUAAUUUGCCAUUCGGUCCUAAUGAAUGGUAAGUAACAGGGUAGGAACCAAAUGUAAGUUCCACUAACAUUGUGCUGUACAGAACCAACCAUGUACAUGAGUAGGAUAAAUAAUGUGGCCUAGUGCAUUUUGUUUCCCUACUGGAAAUUAUUUCAAUAUGGAUAAUUAUUUUCUAAAGUGAUGUCCCAAUCUAAAGCCUAUCUGUACUCAUGAGCUAUUUCAAAACUAACCUGUUUCCACAAUUCCUGAUUAAUAGAAGAAACUAGGCAGGCUCAAUGUUUGUGCAUGGAGUUUGAUUGAUCUGGAUCCCAUCAGAGCUUUAAAUAGUGUCAGAUGACUUGAACUCACUUUUCCAGGUAGAAAUCCGUGCACCUCCUAUACAAGUAGAGGUAGAGGUAGGUGUACGGUUUGUUGCGAUUUAAUCUUCUAUCCCAAAACAGUGUUCCUGGUUGUGGAAACUCCUUUUGAGCACACAAAAACACAGUAAAUCUUGCUUUCAUGACUUAGAAGAUGAGAGAGAAUAAACGCUUGCAAGUGAUUUAUGUAAGGCAGUGAUCUUGACAGUAGCUCCAGACAUUUUGUGCCUCGUACAUUACAUUUUUGGUGCCUGAAAAGAUGCCUGGCCUAAAAAGCUGAGUAUAUAAGCUCAGAAAUGUCACUUCUUUUCUGUCUCAAAAGGAUUCUAAGAAUUAUGUUGUUAAAAUUUGUACUGCGUUUUGACAAUGAGCUACCGCAGUUUAAGUGCAGUGCUAUUUAAAGCAUUAAAUAUUAACAUCUCUCCCUAUAGGCUGAUAGAAAUGUGACAGGAAAUGGUGGGUUUAUUGCAACUAUGAAUUAAAAAGUAGUGACUAAAGUGACAUUGAUUUUUGAGGACAAGAAAUAUUAUUCUCUGAGAAGAGGGGGGAGUUGCAUAGGAAGCUGCAUUAUUUCAAGUCAGACAAGUGGUCUAUCACACACAGUGUCAUCUGAUUGAGUAGCAGCAGCUCUGCAGGCCUUCAGGCAGGUGACAUUCCCAGUCCUUCUUGGAGAUGGCAGUGACCAAACCUGGAACCUUCUGCUUACAGGGCAGAUGCUUUACCACUGAGCUAAGCCCUUCUUAAGGAUGCCCUGAGUGUAUGUCGUGAAACACCCUUGCUUUUGUAACAAAGGUAGCUGACUCCAUUCGGUUAAUGCAUAAUACUUUUGGGUUGUACUUGUGCAAGGUUGGAACCUGAUAUAGGUUCAUUUGUAUCUGAACAUCUUUUGUUAACAAAGUCUAAUAAAAUUAAUUGAGCUGUAAUUUCCCUUCAGAAGCCUUUCCUUUCCAUUACUCAUUAGUGAUGGGAAAGAAAAGUAUUUAUAAGAGGGUCCACAUUGCCUGUAGGUGCAUGUAUUUCUGUGCCUGGAACCAAGCUGCAUCUAUGUUCUAUGAAGUUGCGGUGGUAGGUGAUGCUGCUGUUUUCCUGUUGUUUGUCAGUUAGUUACUUUGGUGUAUUUGGGUACAGUACAACAAGUACUUCAUCGUUCUUUGCUUCAGGAGGCUGAAGUAGUGAUUGUUCAAUUGGUGGCUGACUUGUGGGAAUGUUGAAGUGGAUGGGGUGGAAUAGAGAAGUGUGGUGUUUGUGUUUUGGUGCUCAUCUACUUACAGUCCCAGACAUGUUCCUAUUUUUUUAAAAAAAUCAUUUCCAGACAAUUCAUAAAGAUUGUAAAGGAAAGUUGGAUAGUUGGAUGGGAAUCCCUUUUACAGUGGUUAUAUUUUUUUCAUACCACAGAGGCCCAAGAGGAGAUAAGAUCAGACUCUUGAACAUGCCACCACCUUUUAGGUAUCCUUUGAAGCUCUAGGCUGAGUCGGUAUUUUGUAGUAAAAAUAUUUUUUCCAGUAUUAAUAAUUUCAAUAAUCAUAUUUCUCAGUACACAACAUUUGAUGCUAAAAGUGCCAACUAUUCAGUGGAAUUCGUCUAAUAUUUUGAGAUUCGUCUUUAUUUUUGCUUUUUGACUUUGUUAAAGUUAUAAUCUAGUUCUGUGCUUUCCUGAGCAUGGGGUACUGGGCUAUUGGCAUAAGUGGACAGCUCCACUAUCUCUGCCAAUCAUCCAGAGGGCAUCCAAGGAGCAGCCCUGUCCCAGUAGUGCUGAUGAAAAAAACCAGUAUGGAUGUGAGCAUGAAAUAUUUUAGAAAAGGCAGAGCUGUCUACAUUGCCUCCUUCAGAUUGCUACUUCAUCUUAGGGAGCAGAGGCGGAUGUUUAGACCACACCUGGAUAGGUUCAGGACUUAUAGUUGCAUAAAUAUAUUUUCUGAUGAAGGAAAAGAGUCAUUAAUCUGAUAUAUUGCAAAGCUUAGGAUUGCAGUGGUUGCAUGAUUUUUCUGGUGUACUGAUUGCCUUUUUGUGUGUUUUGUGUUUCCUUAGCACAAGCCUGGGAGAACAUGAUGAGUGCCUCAAGCCAGAGCCCUAAUCCUAACAAUCCUGCUGAGUACUGUUCUACCAUUCCUCCCUUACAGCAAGCACAGGCUUCUGGAGCUCUGAACUCUCCACCACCUACUGUUAUGGUACCUGUGGGAGUCCUAAAGCAUCCAGGUGCAGAAGGUAGGGAUCUUCUUUUCUUCUGCUUAGAUUCCAUCUCCCUACUCCCCCUCUUUAUGAGAGUGGGUGGUCCCUGCCUGUUUGAAGGAGGCAGUGGUGAAACCACUCCUUAAAAAGCCUUCCUUGGAUUCGAAAAACCUAGCUAACUACCAGCCAGUUGCUAAUCUCCUUUUCUUGAGCAAGGUUCUGGAGCAAGUGGUUGCAGACCAGAUCCAGGCACUUUUGGAAUAAAUUGAUUUUCUGAAUCCAUUUCAAUCAAGGUUUAAGCCCAGUUUUGGCACAGAAACUGCUUUGGUCACCCUGUAUGAUGACCUCUGCCAUCAUACAGAGUACUUCUGAAUUCUAAGUGUGUUAUCAAAAUGCUGAUUAGUGUUAAUGCUGAUUAGUAUUAUUUACUUGGGCUGCAAUCCAAAGAAGUGACAUGCACACAUAAGGAAAAACUAUUUGCAGAGUCUGAGCUUCAUUUGUUGUUUCUGCUGUAGCAAUUUUUCCUACCCAAGUGACUUGAAUAAAAGACAUGUAUGUCAGUAGUUUAUGUCAAGUUUCCCUUUGAUACUACUUCAUAUAAUUCCUAAACAGUGGUGCAAAUCUGACCACUCAACCAUCUCUGUUGCACUGUAUACAUUUUACAACCUUACCUGUUUUUACCUAUAAAGAGAUUGUUGGCAUAUAGGGUCUUUCAGAUGACCAGCACCUGUGAUAGUUUGUGUAAAUAACAGUAGAAUCCCAAUUCAAUGGGAUUUACUCAAAGGCAAGUGGGUAUAUGAAACACCCAUGGCUGAUGAGAAGAAGUAUGGUCUGAUAGUUACUCAGCACUCUAAAGCAGUUUAUUUUCAUCAAGUGAAAAUCAAAUGCCUAUAUCUACCUGUGUAAAUGUCAAUGUUUGAGAACUGCUCAAACUGGUUCUUUAUUUGCAUAGGAAAGCCUCCUUAACUCGAUGUAUCUGGUGGACGUAUUUAUUCAGUUUAGAGAUUAACUAUAGGAUCAAGAUGCUUAGAUCUAAAUGAUUGAAUAUUAAUCUGGUUAUCACUAAAGAUAAAAUUACUAUUUACAAUGUUCUUUUUAAAAAAUAUCUUCAACUGCUGAUGAAAAGACAAGCUGCCUUAAAAAACAACCACUAUGGGAACUGUUGAACCAAAAUCAGAUUCUUCUUCUUUUGGUUGUGGCCUUGGAUAUAUUCAAAAUCCCUACCGCUGCUGUUUUUUAGUUUGUGUUUCAGUGUAUUUCUGUAUCUCAGUUAAAGCCAGCUAGCUUCACUUCUCUUUUCAUGCAUGCAUUUCUUUUGAUGAGUUGUUCCCAUCUCUUUCUUAGUGGCUCAGCCCAGAGAACAAAGACGAGUUUGGUUUGCUGAUGGCAUCUUACCCAAUGGGGAAGUUGCUGAUGCAGCCAAAUUGGCAGUGGCUGGAACAACCUCCCCUGGAGCGCUAGCAGUGUCACAUGAUCCAAGCAAACCCAUGAGCAACACUACUUCACCCGUAGAGGUGAGGAAAAGCUCUGAUUUUUGUUGUAAUAUGUUGGACAUGUCUCUUGGUCAGAGGGUACAGGCAGAAGUAGCUUCCCUAGCAAUGUAUUUUUACAUGAGAGCCUAUAGUACAGAUUGUUUUUUGUAUCUUGUAUUUUACAAAAUGAAGAGUAAAAUAUGUCUAGUUAUGCAUUUACAUAGUGUUGUUGUUUACUGCUUCUUGUAGACUGAAAACACACUUGCAUUUUCAAGAAGCAUUACUCAGGUUGGAAGUCCAGUUGGCAGUGCGAUGAAUCUUAUUCCAGAAGAUGGGCUUCCUCCAAUUCUUAUUUCUACUGGGGUGAAAGGAGGUGAGAAUUAAACUGUGUUGUGUCUGUUUUUGGGUUUAAUGAGUAACAUUCCAUCCUAGAACAGUCCAUAUUGAAACCAAAGUCUUCUGGAUCAAGGUCAAAUAGUCUUGACUGUCAGUUGGCUGAAUAUUAACAGGCAAGGUCAGGCUUAAUAAAAUAUCUGUUAUCUCUAACACAAAUGGGGAUUAUGUGUACAUGUAAUCUUUCAGGUGUACUGAAUAGUGAUGGGAGUUCAAAAAGUUGACUUGGAUGCAUGUGAAAUUGGAAGAAGGGAUUGCAUUUCUAGGAAAGUACUAAUUUCUGGGGUAGUCCUUCUCUGAGCUGGGCUAGAGGUUAUCAGCACUAUGGUGUGUGGUCACACCCACAGCAAGUACCUAAUAUCCGAUCUCUUGGCAUACUGCCAAUUUUUCUUGGUCACAUCUUUCAUAUCAAUGUCAUGAAGUUUCUGCAAUUUGAAGCAGUGGAGAAUAAUAUCUAUGUGUAGCUACUUGUUUGCAAUAGAUAAAACUAAAUGAUUGCCUGUGAAAUAAGACUCUUCAUAAAAUACUACCCCAAGUGGCAAGUACUAUUUGUUUAAUUAUUUAAACAACUAAAACUGAUCAGUUGAUAAACUUAAUAAUUAAGAACCAAUGACUAUGGAUAUAUUCCAGAAUUAUGGAUAUAUUCCAAGUUAUUUUUUUUGCAGUAAAUCUUAUAUCUGACAAACACUUCAUUCUGUCAAAAGUCCUGAUGUUCAAAGUUUUUUAAAAAAGGAAAACUAGAAGGGAUUCAUGAAUUUGUGUUUAUGGGAAUGCUUCAAAAUAUAGCCUUUAAAUAUGAUUUCAUUAAUGGAUAUUGUGUUGGGACACAACAACAUAUUGUAAUAUAUUAUGGCACUGUAAACAUAAGCAAAUAAAAGCCACUUCCCAAUAUUCCAUCAUACUCUAGCAUGGGCAUGGAACAGAAGAAAGGCCAGGGCUAUGCAGAUAGAAGAAGGCUUGGUGAACGGUGGCUAGGGUCCGCAGUUAUAGGGAGAAAAUUUAUAUCUUACCCAGUGGUACCCCUGUGUGCAUACCUUUAAUAUCUCCCAUGGCAGUAAAGGAUUCCCAUUUGCUCCUUUCGGGGAAAAUUAAGGACUUUGAUUGAGGAGUGAGAACCUGCAUUCUACCCCUCGUACUUAGUGGCUGAACUUCUAUUGACAGGAUCACACAGGAAUGUAUGUCCACAUGCAAAGCACAUAGUUAUAUUGCACCCCUGGCUUCCUUAGCAUAUAUAAGCUGGUCUUCCCCAUGGAAACCCCACCAAUCCUGUUGAUCAUUUUGAGGGUCAGCCUGCAUAUAUUUGCAAUACAUGACUGAGAUGCCAAAACUGGUUUAUAACGGUUGUGUUUAAUGCCAUAUACAGUGCUUGACAUAGAGGUGUGUUUUGUAGAAGCCCCAGGGUAGAAAUCUUUUUUUUUUGUUCCACUAUCAAAUAAAGAUUUACAAAGGUAUUUGUUAUGGGUCUGUUAAACAAAUGCUAUUUUAUUUUUUAAGAACAGGCAAUAGUAUUCAGUAAUUGAUUUCACAGUAAUACUUUCACUGUUAUCUGAAAAAUGCAUGCUAUCAGUAAUACCUACAACAACAAUAGGUAUUACUGAUAGCAUGCAUUUUUCAGAUGUUACCUAAACCCAAUGAAAUGUUGGGGGGAAAUCUCAUUUUUUAAAAAUCCUCCACCCAUCCAUUUGAAUAAGAUGACAGACCACACAGUACUUAAAUAUGAGAGGUAUGCUAUUGCCAAAUUGCAUAAGACACUUGACAACCAUCAUUUGACAGCUACCUUUUUUGCUUUCAGAUUAUGCUGUAGAAGAAAAACCAUCUCAUAUAUCAGUGAUGCAGCAGUUGGAAGAUGGUGGCCCUGACCCCCUUGUGUUUGUUUUAAAUGCAAAUUUGCUGUCCAUGGUUAAAAUUGUGAACUGUAAGUCCAGUUUAUUUGGAUGAUGAUAAAACAAUCUUGCAAUGAAUCAGUUUUCUUUGCUUUAUAAAACAUUUCCCUGUGAAAAACUUCUUGCAUUGCAGAAAAUCACCUUCAAGUAACAGUAGUGAAUUGUCUUUCUGGUCUGUGUCUUGGAAGUGAUUGUGUGCCCAAAGUCCAGGAUAUUUUUUUCUGAGACCCAAUAUAUGAAUUCACAUAUUUAAAAGAUGUGCUGGUCAUGCUACUGAUGAUUUCUUGAUUUAAUAGCAACAUGAUAUUACAGCGGAACUUCAGUACUCUGAAUGAUGGGGUUUAAAAUCAUACUUCCUAUGAGCGUAACAAGAUGCAGUUCAGAAUAUCCAGGAUUUAAGAUUAUCUAUGGGUGUAAUUCAGCGUAAUUCUAAGAGGGGUACACCUACAGGGAACAAGGUCUACUCAUGCAGUGGGACUUCCCUUGCUCUUCUCUCCCCAUUUGUCCCCUAAACCUGUUCUGAGGGUUCCUCGAAACGCUCCAUAGCUGAUUUUGGAAGUACAGGUGGGAGAGGGGGAGAGAAGUCCUGUUGCACAAGGUACCUCAUUUCACGCAUGCUAGCAGCUUAGAUGAAUGCCUAGUUUAACCUAUAUGGUUAAACCUAUAUGGUUUAACCUAUAUGGUUAAACUAGAGGUGGCUAACCUUAUUUGGUCUAAGGGCUUCAUGUCAGUGGAGGGUGUUGUCAAAAUGAACUUUGGUGUCCCCUAGCUUUGUGCCUCUCCCCGACCAAGCCUGUGCACACACAGGCAGGCACACAGAUGCACACUGGCAGACACAAGCCAUAACCCUGCCAAUUUGAGGGAUUCCUCCCCAUUGCAGUGCUGUGCUGAGAGGAGAGACUUAAAAUGUAAAGACUAGCAAAUGCAGAGGUUGCCAUAUUGGGUUAGAAACACAACCUUAUAGUAACCAAGACUUUUAACCUGCAGGUUGAAUAGCUUGGGAAGGAUUUUAAUUGAGGAAAGUGAUAUUGCAAGAAGGGUCUAACCCUGAAUCACCCAGUACUGUUGUCUAAAAUCUACACACAACCCAUACACAAAAACCAUACAUGGUUUUUAUAUAUAUAAAUGAGAUCCUGAGUCAGAGAGCUCUGUUGUGUUUAGUUUGGCCUUGGCAAAUAAGCAGCAUACAGUAAUGUCUGCAUUAAUUUUGCAUUUACCGUGGUACCUCGUGUUAUGGACAGGAUCCAUUCCGGAGGCACGUCCGUAACGUGAAAUGACUGCAACUUGAAGCGCUGUGUCUGUGCAGGCGCGCGGCACAAUUUGGCGCUUCUGCACAUGUGUGAAACACGAUUUAGCGCUUCUGCGCAGGCGCGAGCAGCGAAACCCGGAAGUAACAUGUUCUGGUACUUCCGCGUUGCCGCGGGACGUAACGCGAAAAGACGCAACAUGAAGCGUACGCAAUACUAGGUAUGACUGUGCUCCAUAUGUUUAUUUUUACAAACCCUCAUUGUGCUUUCUCUUCUACAGAUGUGAACAGGAAGUGCUGGUGCUUCACUACAAAAGGAAUGCAUGCUGUGGGCCAGUCAGAAAUAGUAAUUCUUCUCCAGUGCUUACCUGAUGAGAAGUGUUUGCCGAAGGAUAUUUUCAACCACUUUGUGCAGCUUUAUAGAGAUGCUUUGGCAGGUGAGAGAACUGCCUAUUUGAAAAUUGUGAUGACUUCUGACAGCUAAAUUACUUGAAUUAUUAAGUCAUCACAGUUGUGUAGCUGUGCCUUCUAGAUUCUUUUAUAAAAUAGUCCAUAUUUGUACACUAUUAAAUAAUAUUUAAGUAACCAAAGGGCUCUCUGCCUUUUCUUCAGAUGCUGAUUGAACUUUGAUCCAGCAUACUACAGUUAUUACUAUGUGCAAUUUCACUACAGUGUUGCAUAAUUUAUGACCUCUACAUAAUGUGUAUUUGAAUUCUAUUUUUGGUAUUCUUUGAUAUACUAUCCUUCAAUGCUGUGAAGGAAGCAGGGUUUCGGGGCUUUGUUAUUUUUAAUCAAAAGCCAAAAUUUAAUAUCAGUAAUGCUGACUUUAUGAUUCUUUUUGGGGAGGGGGCAUUUUCUAUUUCUGUAGUUCAGAAAUGUAAGGCAAUCAAAUUAAAUCAUGAGUUACUGUGCUGGAUACAAAAAGGAUUCUUGUUUUGUGAGCAGAUGAUCUUCAUGACUCAUAGCACUCUAAAUCAAUUUCUGCAGUGGUCCAUAAUACACUCUUAGUAUGUGGCUUGCUUAUGUUCUGACAUUGUAAGUAGUUGAGAGAGAGUUGUGGAGAGAUGCAGUACAGUACACUAAAUUAACACUGCUGGGGGGUUAUCAGAAACAGCUUGCUGUAAAGUUAUUUACUAUAAGUGCAAUGAAUAAGACAACUGUGUCUUAACCAUUCUGCUAUAUAUUUUGGAAAGUUGUUCAUUUGUUUGCUACGCUUUGGAACACCUCUUAACACAGCAUUUUAAAAAAUUGCUGGUUCCCGAGAUCAGGGAGCAGGUUUUUCAAAUCAAGAUAGCAGACUGAACCUUUCAAAAUGGUGCUGAUUUUGGGAUUUCUUAAAAUUUCCGAGUAACGCCAGGUAGAAGGCUGCUGGUUUCUUAUAAUGCAAAACAUGCCUGUAAUAAAUAGAGGGUACACUGUGUGUAAUUAUUUCUGAAAAGCUGAGGGGAGUGGGAAAUUUGUAAAGGAUUUCUGCUUUAUAACAGUGGAGAAAUUUUCAGCAGGGCUUAGAGCUUUAAGAGUUGUAUGUGCUUGGGCUGCAUAUCUAGUACCUGCAGGUCAUAGCUUCAUGGCUGAGGAGAAAUUUGUACCUGAGUGUCCUUAAUCUUAGGUCCAACAUUUUCAACAUCACAUAUUAUUAACUUUUAAGCAUUCUCUAUUUCAUUAACAUCCUUUGUUGUUAAAAUGCAACAGUAUAAAGCAUGGUAUUGGUACUAGUUUAAAACCUGUGACAUAUAAUUUCACUAUUGAAACAAAGGUUUUCUCUGUAUAUAAUAGUAAUAAAUAAUCUACCAGGUUAAAUCCAGAGACAAAGUUUUCUCAGGAAGUUGGGAGUGAAUUAAGUGUGCUGCUCAUGGUAUGUAUAUACUCAUCACACCUUCACAUCUGAUAAAAUUGCUUGGCAGGAUUUGGUGUCAUUUCUAAGACCUGCAAAUCCUGUUUGACAAGAGGUCAAACUUUUGGAUAAAAGUAUUUUGUGCUAAUCAUGAGAAGUGCAACAUAUAUUUCAAAGCACUUUCUUAAAAUUACCGUAUAUUCCAUCUCUAACCUAAGACUCAGCAUAUGGCUGCUUCAGAAUGCUCCAAUGUUUGUGGAGUUGCUUUUUUCGGAUCCCUUUUGGGAUCAGGGUUGUUGGGUUUUUUUGUGGCAGGGAAUCUACACUGUAGAGAUUUCAGUUGCAAAUACCUAGAAAUGACAUAAAUAAGUGUGUGCAGAACUUUUCUAAUUAAACUGGAAAAAUAAAGCAUUAUAUACUAUUGAAUAAAAUUCCUUUUGCUUUUAUUUGGUAUAUCUGCUGCAAAUGGGUAAUUUAAGUUAGUAUACCUUAACAUUUCUUUAAAAAGGUUUUCUUCUGUGUAACAAGUAGCACAAGAAGGAGGUGGAUCUCUGUGCAAUUUUAUCUUGCCUUUUUGAUAUAUAGCCAUUAAUAAUAACUAUUUCUCUUGUUUUCAUAGGCAGUGUUGUGGGUAAUUUAGGACAUUCAUUUUUCAGUCAGAGUUUUCUCGGCAGUAAGGAGCAUGGCGGCUUCUUGUAUGUUACACCUGUGUAUCAGUCGCUGCAGGACUUGGUGCUCCCCACUCCACCAUAUUUAUUUGGAAUCCUUAUCCAGAAAUGGGAGACUCCUUGGGCCAAAGUAUUUCCCAUCCGACUGAUGUUGAGACUUGGAGCUGAAUACAGGUGUAAGUCCUAUUACUCUUCAGUGUCCUGUUAGAUCCCAGCCUUGGCUUCAGAGUGUCAUAUAUACAUAUUUUACCGUUUUGUUGCUGGUAAUCACGUUGCCUUGGAUUCAAACUUUUUGCUUUGUGAGCAAAGGGAGUCUUCUGUUCAUGGAGCAAAAGGUUAGGGUCCAAGCUACCAUUGUAAGGACAUUACUAAAUGUGAUUCUGUUGGCCAAAUUAACCUACAUUAAAGUAGUUGCUUGUGCACUUAAUGCACAGUAGGGUAUGUUAUAUGGGAACAGUGUCUGAAGUGGGUUUAAAAUGGCUUUCUGUGUGAUGCAGGGCUCUGUGGCUCCCUAUCAGACAUGGGAGCUUGGAGUAACUGGUGCAGCCAUGGUUUUCAGAGUUGUAUUCAGUGGUUCUUUUGUGUGUGCACCACUUUCAUAAGUAACUGAAACCUAGGCAAACUUGAAAAUUAAAAUGGUUACAAAUACCUAGUACUGAAUAUAAGCUGUUAAGAUCGCCACAACAAUCAUUUGUUUAAGUCAGUUGGGGUUAGUGUUAGAUCACACACAGUGACUUCUUGUGCUCCCAUUUUGGCUCUGUAGUGUACAAAUAAAAACAUGGAAAGUGUUGCUAGAAAGGCAGAGCAUCUUUCCUCGGCACACAUCUGUGCUCCAAGUAGAAAUCUGAAGGCCCAUCCUAUUAUUCUAUUCUUACAAUUGUCCUUGAUCAGACAGGCACCAACAUAGGUGGAAUGAUUCCUUCCUUGUAUGUGACUAUAUGUAGACCACUGGCAAAGAGCCACAAUGAGGGAGAACUCUGGGUUGGAGCAAGACUUGCUGCUUUGCAAAAAAGGACUCAUUCUAUUUGCAGAGGGAAUCAGAAUCCAGUGGGGGUUCUCCACUUGUGAAAGGACCGUGGUUUUUGUUGUGCAAAUGGAACUUCUUCCUGUGCAAGUGGAACUUCUCUGAGCAUGUCUGGAUACAAGCCAUGGUGUUAUUUUGAUCUUCCUACUGUUGAUAUUUUUCUAAAUUUGAUUUUCUAGCUACCAAAUGCAAGGUUUUUGGAGUAAACUUCCCCAUAGAUAUGUUUGACUCUGAGAUCUUUUUUCCUACUUUCUUAGUGUACCCGUGCCCACUUUUCAGUGUCAGAUUUCGUAAGCCAUUGUUUGGAGAGACUGGACACACAAUUAUGAAUCUUCUUGCAGUAAGUGAUGGUUACAAGAUUAUUUUGCAAAUAGAAAAAUGUAUGUGUCCUGUUCACUCACCUAAUUUAUAUGCACUGUUAUUCUGAAAAUAUAAUAAUACGUAGAUUUCUUAAAUCUAGAUAUGAUGGAGUAGAAUUUAUUUAUUUAUUUAUUUAACAAAUUUAUAUACAGUUUUCAAGCAAAAACUUAUUCUCAAAGUGUUUUACAAACUACAUACAAAAACGUAAACAAAAAAUAUAAUUUAAAACUGACUAAAACAUCCAUAUGAUUUCAAAAGAUAAUUUAAAAGACAUCACAAAAACAAGUAUUUCUGAGCAUAACAAAAAUACCAUAGAACACCACAAUACCAAUUUUACAGCUAAGAUUAUAAUUAGUCCCUAAAGACUAUUAGCCCCUAUCCCUAAAAGGAUAAGUCUUUAAAGGAGGUGGGGAUGAGGUUUGCUCUCAAUAUCAUGCAGAAUCUAAUACACAGUUUUAUGCAACAAAUAUCUAUUUUAAAUUGAGAGAACACUAAAGAUCCUUUUUUUUUUUUAACAUCUCUGAACUGGACCAUCAUAUAGCUGUAGGCACACUACUGUUAAAAAAAAACCACCUAAGCAUUUCAUCUGUACCUUUAUACCAAGGAACCGCAGUUUAGUGUCCUGUAAUUUUUUUUGUAUGCUAGAGAAAGAGCACAGCUGCGCUCUAGGACAGAAAGAAUACCUUGGAGUGAUGCUGAUGCCCCAUAGCAUUUAAGGAGCUUAAACAGGCACCUGUUCUAAAUGUGAAGUGUGUUCCAGGAAGGAAUAUAGCAGAAGUGGGUGAGUGGGUGGGAAUGGGAGAUUAUCAGGUGCUCCUUUCCUGUUCUUGUUCACCCAAAGGCAAUUUAUAUUUUCUCACAGCUAAACGUCCCCAGCUUACUCUGAUACACAUUAUGUCUCAUGAAACUCAUUGGUACAAUAUCAGUUCUUUCUACUUAGUGUUGUUUUCAGAGCCCCUACUGAUGGGUUAGGUUGCUCCUGAAACAAAGUGUAUUUUUCAAUAUUUUAAACAAAAUAAUGAGUAAAGAAUACUGCUUAUUGCGAAUGGAUUUAGUAUUUUUAUUGUAAUUUUUCAAAGUUGACCCAUAGUUCUUGCGUUGCUGAAACUCAAAUGCCAGCAGCAAUUGUGAUUUUCAUUGUUCUGUGCACUGACAGGACUUCAGAAAUUACCAGUAUACAUUGCCAGUUGUCCAAGGCUUAGUGGUUGAUAUGGAAGUGAGGAAAACCAGCAUCAAAAUUCCCAGCAACAGAUACAAUGAGGUAUGUAGUGUGAAUAAAUAUAUAACACACAUGUCCUAGAAGCAUCACAGUGAUUCUUCUAUUGAUGAAAUAUUGCAUGAACUAGGAGUUACUUGAUGGGUGAAUAAAACUGGAUCGGUGAGACUGGGUUUCAAAUUCUUGCUCAGCAAGCAACUGAGGGAGCAGCUUUGGUUAAGCCAUGAUAGCUCUUUACCUUGUCUCCCAUCUGAAAAAUGAUCAAUAAUGACAUACCUUAAUAUCUCAUGUUGAUAUGGCAGAUCAGGUGUAAACUGUCUUGCAUGUUCUUCUCCUCCAAAAUAUUGUAUGCCAUAAAUCAUAUAUUUCUUUUGGAGGACUAAAAUUUUAAUUCAGUGAUUGUUAAUUUUUUUUUUUCAAAGAGCCAAGAAACAGCAUUGCAAAUAGUUUAAUUUGGCCCUAUUCCUGGGGUGGGCACUCUACAGCCAUUGGCCUGAUUUUAUGUGAUCGUUGGCAAGCAUCACCUCAGACCCUUGGCAAGAGUGAAGUACCCCCUAUGAAAAGAGACAGAGACAGACAGACAGACAGGCAGAGACUACCUUUGGCUCUGGCCUUGGCCACUGCUGACUUUAGCCCCCCCUUCCCCCAGUUAUCCCUGAAAGGAGUUCUUUGACAGGGGGAAAAAGUUUGCUUCCAUCUGCCCCGUACAGAUGUCAUUUUUCUUCAGGGUUUGCACCUGUGGAGACAGUUCUCACGUUUCCUGGGUGGUGGUGUCAUAUUAUGUGGUAAUGGUGAAUGUUUUGGUUGCAGAUGAUGAAAGCCAUGAACAAGUCCAAUGAGCAUGUUCUAGCCGGUGGGGCAUGCUUUAAUGACAGGGCAGACUCUCAUCUCGUGUGUGUGCAGAAUGAUGAUGGGAACUAUCAGACACAGGCCAUCAGUAUUCAUAAUCAACCGCGGAAGGGUGAGAGUUGCUGACAAUGUAUUCACCCCCCCAUAAACAGUCUGCUGUUUGCAUUGUUUUCUUGUUUGUUGUUUUUUGCUUGUAAGCCCUUUUAAUUUUGUAAGUGCAUGAUGAGCAAAGAGCCCUAGUGCCUGAGGGCAGUUAUGGCCUGAAUGAGAGCCACUAAACUGAGACUGAAUCUUGAUAAAACAAAGGCACUGUUGGUGAUGGUUCACAGGUGAGAAUUGGGUAUACGGCCUAUUCUGAACGAAGCUGCAACCCUUCCCGAAGCAACAGAUUCAUAAGCUGAGGGUGCUUCUAGAAGCUCACGAGGCUUCAAUGGCAAGAGGUGCCUCAGCCCAGCUUCUGCUGGUUCAUCACCAGGGCAGCUCCAUGUAAACAUCCUUGCAAUAAUUCAAUUUAUGAAGCUUGAAAGAUCGUGCCAAAGCUUUUGUUCCAGCUGCUUAAACCAGACGCAGCUGAUACCGAGCCUGGGGGUCCACUGUGGCUGCUUAGAUUCUACUUUGCUCCUGAAGUCCUAAGAAUACCCACAGAUCUCCUUUUUGAAGGAGAGCAAAUAACCAUUUAAGCUUUUUGACUGGCCAGUUGUAUGAAAUACGUUUUCUGGAGGGAAUUCUAUAUAAGACUGUGAGUAAUCUUGAACACUGCAACGGGGUGAGCUCUCGUUGUUCGGUCCCAGCUUCUGCCCACCUAGCAGUUCGAAAGCACGUCAAAGUGCAAGUAGGUAAAUGGGUACCGCUCUGGCGGGAAGGUAAAUGGCGUUUCCGUGCGCUGCUCUGGUUCACCAGAAGCGGCUUAGUCAUGCUGGCCACAUGACCCGGAAGCUGUCUGUGGACAAAUGCCGGCUCCCUCGGCCUAUAGAGCGAGAUGAGCAUACAACCCCAGAGGAGUCCGCAACUGGACCUAAUGGUCAGGGGUACCUUUACCUUUAAUCUUGAACUGGCUGAAAAAUGCUGGAAGUAAAAUCGCCUUUCACCCACAGCUAGUUGGAUUCUGGGCAUUGCACUGAUUCUGCCUCUGGUUGAUUUUUUAAAAAAAGUUCUAUGAAUUGCUCACAUUAUAAAAUAUCAGAGUGGUGCACAGAGAACUUGUAUACUAUUUCUUUGCCAUUAUCUAAUGCUUAAAUUUUAGUAAGUAAAGAGGUUUUCAUGAAGACAGCACACACCUCUUUGAUUCUUCAAGGAAAGUCCCCUUGCAGAAUCUGUUUGGAACUACUCAUUACUCAGGUCCAUGCUGAAGUAGUAAUUUUCCCAGGACGUCAAAUUUUAAAGCUCUAGGAUUACUUUUAGUGAUCAGGUGGAAAAUGUGGGUUUCUUUUUAAUACUUGGACUUACCAAAGUGUUUUACUUGGCUUAGAAAACACUAUUGAAAGGCGCUUUCCUCCAUCAUUCAAUAUUGGUAGUUGCAUACAUUUGUUUUACAUGGGCUUUGUUUGGAUUAUUGGCUGCUUUGUUGCUGAUCUAAUUCUGAAACAUGGCUCUUAUAUACAGUGUCUUAAUUUUAGAAUUACUAACACAUUACCUUGGUUUUUUUUUACAUUUUAAUAUAAUUAUAUUUCUCAUGUUUUUUAUCUUACAUAGUUUUUAACUCUACAUGUAAUAUCUAAUAUAUUUUAUUGUGUUUUAUGUGUUUUCUUUUUAUCUUCUCUACUGGUCAUUGACUUAAACAAACAAUAUGAAUCUUAUUCAUGUCUCCCAUUUGUUGCAGUGACUGGAGCUAGCUUCUUUGUGUUCAGUGGAGCUCUAAAGUCUUCUUCAGGCUAUCUGGCAAAGUCCAGCAUUGUAGAAGGUAAAUUUUGAGUCACCUUUCACCAUGUACACCAGUUUCUUCUUGGUUAAAUGUAGCAGUGCUUUGGUGGUAGUUAGAACUUAACCUUGUUUACAAAACGUAUUGCUAUUUUUAAACUAAGUACUGUGUUCUUAGAAUCUUAGAGCAAGAGACAAGCUUAAAUAAACAAAAAAGAGGAUGUACUUACUCCUGUGCUUAUAGUACCAGGCGGUGGUGGAAAACUGAAUGUGGAUAAUGUGCUCUUUUUUUUAAGGCGUGACAAUUUCUGUCUGUGAAGAUUUUAACACUAGAACAGGAAUAUAGAUGAUAGAUAAGUAGUAGUUACGAAAAAGGCUCAUUAAAAUUAAUUUGUACUCUUGCUGUCAAUACCAAUUAUAUUGUGUAUAUAUAAUUUCUGUAAACUGCUUUUGAUUUUUUUUUAAUGAAAUGGAAAUAUAGAAGUAUUUUAAAACAAAUAAAUAAUGAAAUAAACACCUGAUGUUUCAGUUUAGGCUAAUUUUGUAUAAUGUGCUGCGGAAUGUAGCACACAGAGUACAUCCUGGAAUGUUUUCUUCUGGAGGGUGUGUGUGUUGGAGAUUGGAAUUGUGCUGUCCUAUCCAGGCUUUUGAUUCCAUUUUUAUACCAAGGCCUAACCCAUAUAAUUUUAUGCCUUGAUUUUUGUAGUGUGUGAAUUGUGUGGGCUGCACUGUCUACAUAUAAACCCCUAGGCAAAUAUGAAAUCCAGGGCUCAGGAUUCCACCCACCUCCUGUUAGCAAGUGUAUGUUCAAAAGUUUGGUUUAGGACUUUGAUAUUUGCAGCAUGAAUCCACUGUACAUUUGUUCUCUGGUUAAGAAUACAGCUGUGGGCUGUUGUCCUGAUUGUGUCUUGUCCUACCUAGAUGGAGUCAUGGUCCAGAUAACGGCUGAAAAUAUGGACUCCCUGAGGCAGGCUCUGAGGGAGAUGAAAGACUUCACUAUUGCCUGUGGUAAAGUGGACGCUGAAGAGCCUCAAGAACAUGUGCACAUUCAGUGGGUGGAUGAUGACAAAAACUUCAACAAGGGGUAAAUAUAGGAGUAUUUUCUUGAUAUUAAAUGAGCUUGUGUGGUUUUAUAUGCUUUCUUGGUAAGGAAAAGAUGGCACAUUCAUCUGCCUGUUUGCAUGGAGUGCAUGUUCAUAUUCCAGGAGGUGAUAUUCUUAAGGGGUAUGAACUAGCACCUUCAAAUUAAUUAGCAGAGGGUGUUAGCUGAUCUGACUCCCCAGAGGUGUUUUUUAUUUUAAAAAAGCCUGAUGCUAAGGCCAGAUGUCUCACGAAUUAAUUUAUCAUAUGUAUAUCUUGCUCUACAGCAUCACCUGAACACUUGUUAAUGUUAUAGGAACCAAGCUACCCCUUAAAACUUGCAUGAAAGAUUAAAGUAUGUACUACAUGAGUAUCUUUGGUAUUUGAAAUUUGUGUAUGCGCCAUCUUUUGAGAUGAAUGCACAGGCAUUGUGUCGACACACUGAGGGAAAUCGCAGCAGCUGGUGCUUUCUGUCAGCAUGUGUGUGAGUGUGCAAGGAGGAGACAUAUCCUUUGUUGUCUUAAAAUAAUUGCUGUAAAUAAAUUGAUAAGGUAUGUUGAACCACCGACGUAAGAUAUGUGCACGGGAUGUUAACAGCUCUAACUGCAUUUUAUGCUUCCACAUGUGGUGGCAAUUACUUUUCAGUUGCAGGGGUUAACACACUGUUUGUUGUGUUAACUGUGUUACAGUUACUAUGCUUCCCUAGAAUGUCUUCAUGCUUUUCUGUUUAAUGCAGUAGUAGAAUGUGCUACAUUCCCCUGCUGCAGGGACAUUACUUCAAAGAGGCAUUUACCUCUGAUAUGUAUUCAGGAUGCUGCCGUUGUAGUAGUAUUCCAGAUGACUUCCUGGGGUGUUCUGUGGUUUCACACAGACAAUUAUUUUUGUAGGUUGAUGGGAGCAGCUUCCUGUUUACCUUUACAGUGGCAUUAGCCUUAAUCUUGCUUCAGUAGCUUGAUGAUUACCAAAACGAAAAAGGGAAGAGUUUUGCUACCGUGUGAAAAAGACUUCUGCAUUAAAACAAACACCAAAUGUUUACACUAAAUAGUGGGGAACCUUAGAUCUGGGGGCAGAAUAUAGCCCUCCAGACCCCUUGUAUCAUCCUCCCACCCUACCAUCCCUGCUCCAUGUAUUCCUUGAGUGUUUCUGUCUGGCUGGAAUGUGUCCUUGAAUUGUUAUGACUUUCGUUUGCCUGCAUUGAGAGAUGUUGAGGGGAAAGGGUGUAGAAACCUCUCACAUUUGUGCAGUAAGUUACAUUCCAGUUGCUCAUAAAGGUAAGACUCAUCUCCUGCCCCACCCACCACUGACACGCGUCUCAUGAGAAAAUGCAAUUGUCUGGUUGGAAAAAGUUCUGUGCCCUUGCAGCCAUACAUUGUCCAAAGUGUUGAAAUGUUAGGGUAUUGGUAUGGGGACAAAGACAGAUUUGAACUGUGUUUUUCUUUUUAAAAGGUUUCAUAAGUAUUCAGAUGGUUAUCUAUUUACUGUAUAGAGAUGGGACCUUAGAAGUAAUUUAGUCCAACUCCCUGAUUAAUACAAAAGGGCCAUGGCAGCAUCCCUGCCAGUACACCAUUAAACUCUGCUUCAGUACCAUACACAUGCUUUGCAACUGUACCGAUCACAUUUCUGGCUUUGGCUUUUCUGUGGUACAACUGGAAGCACCGUUAACAUGUGCAAAAUUGAUUUGACCAGAAAUGGUGGUAACAAAAAAGGUGUAUACAGAAGGCUCUCUCAUACUACUUUGUGUGUCUGCACACAGUCCGUUUAACUGCUUGUGGUGUUCUAUUGCAAUUUCCCCAACGUAUAUGAAAUUGUCUUGAUGAAGGGACUUACUUUUCUGCAUAGUCUUCUGAUCUGGGUCUGUAUUCUUAAAUUCUGCUAACAAAAGUUUCUUACUUCCUCCUUUCUAGUGUUGUAAGUCCCAUUGAUGGAAAAUCAAUGGAGUCCAUCACAAGCGUGAAAAUAUUCCAUGGCUCAGAGUAUAAAGCAAAUGGGAAGGUCAUUAGGUGGACAGAGGUGAGGAAGCAAAACUGUUUUUGUAUGUUAAUGCAGAAGUAUUGCUUGCUUUGGGGUGGGGGGAAAGCCAUGUUAGCCCUCACCAAAUACUCUGGUUGAAUACAAAUGUGUUCCUUUUUAUAUAGCCCAGGCUGAGACUCAUUGUGUGGGUUCUACUAUACAGGCCCUUGAAUAUAGCCUUGGCACUUAGCUCUGAAGGAUAUAGUACACUACUGUAUAGAAGGUAUCCUAGAAAAGACUCUUGAUACAUUUAUUGGCAGUCCUUCUACCCUAAUUAUUCUGGCUAUUUCUUUCAUACUGAUGGGAUGAGCAGAAACCUGAGGCUGAGUUUUUAUUUGUUAAAAUGUAACAAACUUCUAGAUCUAAUUAUCAAGGAGAUCUUAAAUACUCCACAGAGAUAAAAUUCACAGUGAUAUAAGGGCAUCUGCCCACCACCAUGUCCUAUUGGAAAAUGCCCAAAUGUUUUCUUCAUUGAUUUGGUGCCCUUCUAGGUCUAACUACUUUCCCUCAAUUGCCAAAAUCCCUGCCAUUAAUUGGAGUAGAAGCUUGCCCUCGUCACAGUGAUCUUGAGUUACAAGAAUAGGACGUUAUGGUACAGAAAUUUAGAGACUGGGAAAAUUGUUUUCUUCAGGUUUUCUUUCUGGAAAAUGAUGACCAACACAAUGGCCUAAGUGACCCUGCUGACCACAGCAGGCUGACUGAGAAUGUGGCCAAGGCUUUCUGCCUGGCCUUGUGCCCUCACCUGAAGCUUUUGAAGGAAGACGGGAUGACCAAGCUGGGUUUACGUGUUACGCUUGAUGCUGAUCAAGUAAGUGAACACAUCUUGUGGGGAAAAUUCUCUCCACAUCUUUGGCGUUGGUAAUUAAAUAAGCUGGAACCUAUUUUGGGGGUGGGGGAGAUAGCUUUUUAACAGAAUUGCUGCGAGCCUAAUGUGAAAACAUGCAGAUUGAGGUUACUGUACUAUUCAUUCCUUGAAAAUGAUUCUUCUUAUUCAGUUGUUAGUUGACACAAGCUCUUCCUGGACCUCACUUCCACUUUUUGAGUUGGAAAGGACCUCUUUUUGCACUUGUUUUUAUCUCUGUUGUAUUUCAGAAAGCUGAAAAAAGCCUCUUUUAAACUUCUGAGGGUGAUUAUUUGAAAAGCUCCAAGUUGAAGCCUAUUGUGGAUUAUGUUUCAUGUAAUCUUGAAGGGUUGCUUCAAGAUCACAGGGUGGGCCUGCUUACCUGCAUUCUUCCAUGGAUAAAUUUUUAUUAGGCGAGAACCUCUUCCGUCAUGCUAAGGGAUUGCUUUAGUCUCUAGUUUCAAAACAAAAUAAUAUUUUCUCUUUACUUACUUUUUAGGUUGGCUACCAGGCUGGGAGCAAUGGGCAGCCACUGCCUGCUCAGUACAUGAAUGACCUGGACAGUGCCUUAGUUCCAGUGAUUCAUGGAGGGGCAUGCCAGCUGAGUGAGGGCCCAGUCAUAAUGGAGCUUAUUUUUUAUAUUCUGGAAAACAUCUCAUAAGGACUUCAUUUUCUGUUCAGACCUGUUCCAGCAGCAGCUGUAUCUGAAUCAUUUGCACUUUAAAACUGGAAAAAUUAAGCUUUUGUUAACACUAUGAGGGGGUGGGUGCGUGAUUGAGAACAGUUGUUCCAUAAUUCUGAAUCUUCUAUGCAUUUGUCAACAAACAGGAUCAGGGCAGCUUCUAUACUACAAAAUGGCUAUGCUAUCUUUGCAGCUAAUACACUUCUGUUACGGAUUAGAAACAAUGGUCAUGUUUUAAGACAAUUGCAGUCAUGUAUUCAAUGCUCAAACGGGUGCAGAGAUCACUGGGGAGUAAAUAAAAGGAAAGGAAAUGUAAACAUUUCUGAUGUUUGUAGGUGAACUUAUUCUGAAGACCUCCAUUCUGACCUCACUAUACUGCUGCUUAUGGUUAAUUUCUCUAGACAUUAAAAUUAUCGUUUACAUUAUCUUGACCAGAUUAUUGGUUGAAGUACCUCCAAGACAUGUCGGAAUAUUCUAUAGAGAUGUACAGAGAAAGAAAGCAGCAUGACUGAGGGUACCUUCUACGUCUGUCCCAAGCAAAGCAGAAUCUCUCUAGAAGCUGUAUGUAAAUUACGCUUGCAGUUUUGUGUGUAUAAAUAGGAUAGUUUAACUUUAUUUUUCUUUAUUUGUGAUAAAACUGUUCCCUAAGCCUGAUGACAUAGCAAAAAUCUGCCCUCGUAAGUUUUCAGACGGCCUGUCACAGGCGUGAGAAUUGUUAGGCUUAAAAAAAAUAAGUUACCAUGGAAAUUUGUUCUUUUUGUAGUUGGCCCUGGAGUUUUUUUUAGGUAACUUUUUAUUUUCCCAUUUGGUGUGCAUUUAUCCCCACCAUUAAGCCUGCACUUAUCUAACACUUUAUAGUAGCAGCACUCUGUAAAGCUAGCCUGUGAAAACUGUAAUAGUUUGGCUGCUGUUGCAUGUUUUGCUUUCACUUCAGGCUGAGAAGUUUGCACUCUGUCUCACCUAAGACGGCACUUAUGAGAAGAACGGCUUGAGCCCUCUCACUGCAACGUACAAAGCCAGCAAUGAGAGUAAGCAAAAGAACACGAGCACGUUCCUAUUAAAUCCGAUUUCCAUCCCUGAGCAACUGAUAGUCCUGUGGAAAGAGCUGUGUCCACAUAAGAGAGAAAGCAGACCUAAGCUUCAACAAGACACAGGCUGCUGUUAUUCAAGGCUGGCCACACACCCCCAUGGGUAAGGAGGACAGAGUUUCUGGCCUUUUAAAGAGCAAUCUAAAACUGGAGCAGCAUGGGCAAAACGGUGAGCAUUCAAGGGUAAGGGGGGGACAGCAGUUGCUCCAAGCCUGUCAAGAAAUUAUUUUUUUAAAGCAAACAUAUAGCAGUGAGAGCUGUAAUAGUUAACUUUCCUCUGUGGGUAGGAAAUCACUAGUUGAGCAAGGUGCUACUGCUUGCCUAAGAUUAGUAAUAACAAAAAAAGCCCUCCUAGUACAACCUAUGUAAACUGCAACUAGAACAUAAGGAAGACAAGGCAUUAGAACUAGACCACAAAUUAAAUGGCUGGAGAAGUUAACCCCACCUGAAUACAAACACUUCUACUGAAUUUAUUAAUGGUGGGCCAUAUGCUAUGAAGACAGUUAAAUUCUUAGCCCAUGCUGAACCUGAAAAGAACUCAGGUGCUCAAUAUUCUGCCCUGGGAGACAGGGUGGGCAUAAAGAGGCUCCUUUGCAGAAGAAGGGCCUUACAUUUCCUGCUCUUUCUUUUCCUUGCAUAUAAAAAGUUGCUUUUAAAUUUUACUUCCUUCUGUGUCAACGUUCAGUUUUACAGACGGAAGCUCAACUCUAUUUAGAUUUUACAUGGCUGCAGUAGAUUCCUACUUCAAGAGAUGGCAUUCCAAUUUUACCACUGAAGUAGCUUUUUCAAUAACUUUGUUUUGCUAUUAAACUUACUGAUAGAUGGAAAAUACUGACUUUUCCUCCCUCCUUUCCCCCCUGCAGAAAAUCAUUUGUUUGGGUUAUGUUUGUGCAAAAUGCUAUUGACUGACUGGUUUGCUUCAACCAUAGCCUUUAAAAUGACCUUAAAAUUUACCAUAUUGUUAAGAAAUGAGUACUUGUUUAAAGAGAAAAAUGUACUUUUAAAAUUCAGUUACACUGCAAAAGACUGCAUAUUAUAUUUUUAUUUUCAACAUGUAGUUUUGUAUAUUAAAUUUAUUAAAAUUAAAAACUGAAUAUUG